Molecule: messenger RNA, 44506 nt
Organism: Podarcis lilfordi (Lilford's wall lizard)
Lineage: Eukaryota; Metazoa; Chordata; Lepidosauria; Squamata; Lacertidae
Source: the annotation of a GenBank genome assembly
AGACAGAGAUGAUCAGCUGAAGAGGGAGCAGUGGCCAUGCCUGCCUUCCUUCAUGCCCUCUGCUUUGCAAGCAGGGCUCGGGAGCACUGACGGACGGCAAGAAAAGAGGCUGCUCCCCUUGCUGGUCCAAGGGAAGACGAGAGAGUCACUGGGGAGGAUCAAUCCCCUCCCAUAGCACUGGAUGCUACCAUCCACCUCUCUACUGCCAUAAUUUCUGGGGCUGAGACCCAUCUCUGAGCCAAUGCAGGACGCAGCACUUUCAAGAGGCACCCGUGGCUUUGGGAUGCCAUGUCCGCUGCUCCUGCUUCUGGCCUUUGCUGUCAUUCUCCUGGAUCCUGUCCACUCUCAGCAAUGCUCAUUGGGAAGCCCUUCGCCCAUCCUUCAGUUUGCUGAUGUGGGUGCUGAGCAGCGGAUUCCUGCCCACCAUCGAGUCCCUGGAUCUAUGGAUCACCUCUACGUCCUUGUCCACGGCUACCUUGAAGUUGUUCAGCAGAACCCUUUCCCGACAGGUAAGGAAGCCAACUUCUCCCAGCCGUGGGAGCCGGGUGCAGUUGCCAACGGAGCAAGAAACAAACGAGAACAAGCUGUAGCCUGACCAGGCCUUGUACCUUCAAGAGUAGCUUGAUGUGCAAGAGUCAGCAGAUAAAACUUCUAAUAGCAUGAGGGUGAAGCACUUGUCACCUGCUCAGAUCUGUGGCUGGGCUAGUUCUAAAUCCACAAGAGAAGGAACUGGUUAAAGGAAAAGAAAAAAGCAACCAGAGAGCCAAGGCAACAGAAAGGCCUUGAGACCUUUUAGAAAAAUGUGGGACCCAAGGAAAGACACACAUUAAAGAAACCCCAGGCAUUACUGCCACUGCAGGCUCUUAACAGCAGCUUCAUUCUUCUCUGCUAGGGUGGCUAAAAUGCAACACAUUUACACACACACACACACACACACACACACACACACACCAGUGGUAGGUGCCUAUCCAGCAAAUUCAGGUUGUGUAAUUAAAGUGGAUUUGGCGCUCUUGUGCAGCAAAUCUACGUCUUCCAAAAAUGCAACUUUUUGCAGUAAGGAAAGUGACAAGAAAGUGCACUGAAAGUGUGGGAUAACGAUUGAUGUGACAUUGUAUAACUUCCCUGUAAACAAAUCAAAAUGAAUGCUCAAUAAAGAGGUCAUCUGGAAGUGUCCUGGGGGUCCCUGCAGCCUGAUCCACCAUGUAGCAGCUUCUGUGGGUGUUUCCCGUCUUUCCCCUCAUCAAAACCCACCAGCACGCCCAGUCUGUUCUGUACCUUAGGCAGACCCCAGCCUCCUAGGAAUCUGGCAGGGUGUUCAUCUGGCAGAGGCGGAUUCAGAGGAGUGCCCAUACUGGGCGCUAAAGGGAGUGCUGCAAACAUGACUUAGAAUAGAAGGCAAGAGGCAAAUCAAUUCCUUCCACAUGGCCAAGAAACACAUUUUGAUAUUCGUUUUCAACAUUGCUCCUGACAGAAACAUACAGUAAUUGUUUUAACUAUACAAUUUCUUUUAAAUUGCAUCCUCACUUUCCCCCUAAAUCCCUUCUGGUUCAGCAUCCAUUUCUCACAGUGAUUGAUUGGUUGUACUUCUAUGUCACAUUUCAUUCAAAUUAAUCUCAAAGCGUCUUUUAAGCAAUGAAAAACAAUAACAUAAUAAAACAUACUAGAACAUCACAAAUAUAGCAUAAAUCAUAUAAAAUAAUUAACAAAUCAUCAAUAAAACAAUUACAAACUAUAAAACACUAUUUACAAAACAGAAGUUAAUAAGUAAGCUUUUUACAGCAAAAGCCACUUUAUAUGAUUAACAAAUCAGUAUGGUGGCCAAACAGAUGCUUCUUCUGGGAAGCUCAUAAGCAGAACCCGAGUGCAACACCAGCAGUCUCUCCCGUUGUAUUCAGGGGCACAUUACCUCUGACAGUGGAUUUAGGAUAGAAUGGGAUAGGACUGUAAUGCAGGUAUUUCUCAUAUGAGGAGGACUGGGGUGCCUGAAUGUCAGCUGUUUGCAUUCAAUGCAUAUGUGGCAAAGCAGAGGAGGGAGUCCACCAACGUCUCUCAUAUUACAGUUGAAAAGUGAUGGGUCCCUUGCCCCCCCCCCCCCCGCCGGCCAUUUGUGCAUCGGCAAAAAGGAGGAAAUGAAUCACCAAAGAAGGGGGCACUGAUUUGCAUAAAUUGCAUGGAAUAGAUGUAAAUUUAGAAAUUAUUAAUUUAAAUUAAAAUAUGAGACAUCUGACCCAGGCCAGGAAGAUUGUGACCAGAUGAUCAGUGUAAAGGGACACAUGACCAUUCUCUCUACCUGGAUUCCUUUUAAUAAAUCAACUUGUCUGGGCAAGUAGCAAAGCUUGGUUUGUUCCACAGACGGAAGUUGACUGGGAGUUGACUGCAAACUUGUACCUGCUGACUGGGAGUUGAGUGGGAACAGGACUGAAGGUUGGAUGUGACAAGGUGCCGCUCCCGUCCACGGGUAGCCAGCAUGGUGCUGCCCAGAUGCUGUGAACUUAGCGAUGGACAAAUAUGUACAUUUCAGUUUCUCUCCCAGUUCUCCACAUUUCCACAUUAGUUGUGAUUAUUUUUUUUUUGUCCUCAUGAAAAUUCACCAGCAUUUUAGUGUGAAUUUUUCCAGUUCCCCCCUUUUGUAUGCAAUUUUGCCUUUUCUACACAUUUUCAUGGUGCAAUUUCCACCAAUGGAGCACAUUCUUGUAUGUUAUCUUCACUAAUUUUUGCAGUUUUCUGCACUUUCCUCUUUCUUUGUACACAUUACUUGGCUGGAAACCUGCACUGCGGGAUUCAGAAAAGUGCAUUUCAUAGGAUGGCUGUGUUUUGGUAGCUGUAUUGUUUCAGAAAGUGCUGAUUAGGUUGAUUCACCUAUCAAUGCAAGCUGAGCUGGAUAUCCGUUCCUUCUCUAUGUAAACUACAACUCUCAUAAACCUGGCCAGUGUUGAAGGGUUAUGGAAGCUGUAAUUCCCAAUGUCUGGAUACACCAUAUUGACUACCCCUGAUUUAGACCCUCUGAGGUCCUGAACAGGGCCUGGUUCUCUUGGCCAAAGUACCGUAUUUUUUGCACCAUAACACUCACUUUUUUCCUCCUAGAAAGUAAGGGGAAAUGUCUGUGCGUGUUAUGGAGGGAAUGCCUACGGGUGGCAUGCCUACGGAUUUUCCUCCUCUAAAAACUACGUGCGUGUUAUGGUCGGGUGCGUGUUAUAGAGCGAAAAAUACGGUAUGUGAGAAGAAGGUGAUACACAACCAGACUGUCCUUUUCCUUUCUUUGCAGCUAUGGUGAGCAGCUGCCAGGUUGCUCGGGCAACACUGAGGGGUUAACCUCCUCUCCGAAACUAUUUUUCAGAACUAACUGCCCUCCCCUACAUAUUAAGGUAGAUGCUAACACCCUAGUGGGUGUGGGGAAUUGAGGCAUACAGAGAUGAGUUGCACCACUUAGGACUGUGGGCCAGGGGUAGCUAAUGUGCAGCCCCUCACCUCAAAUGUUGUUGGGCUAUGAUGCCCAUCAUCCACAGGCCACUGGUCAUCUUGGCUUGGGCUCAGGGUCGGAUUUAGGUUUGAUGAGGCCCGUAGCAACUGAAGGUAAUGGGAUCCUUUAUAUGUCCAGCUGUCCUUUGUCAACAACAAAUUGUCGCUUUUUUGAAUAAAUGCUAUGUGGUAAUUUAUGGACUUAAUAGGUAUCUAAAGCCAUUUUAUUUGUUUUUUAUACUAUAUUUUGGAAAUGUACAUUCAGUUUCUUUUCCUUUACAUUUUUUGGGGGGGCCCAAGUGAGUAGGGCCCUAAGCUAUAGCUUGUUAAGCUUGUACGGAAAUCUGGCACUGCUCGGGCUGCUGAGAGCUGCAGUGAAGAACAUGUGAAGGGCAGCACAAUGGUUACUCCUGCUAUAGGUGAAUGCUAUUGUGACCGACUGCUCCUCCAUAUGAAAAUGUUCCUCUCAUCCUGCACCUAGAAAGAUGGGUAGGCUAGAUCCUGACACGCUAGUUUUCUAUAUGAAUGGUCCUUGUAUGGAGGAACAAUCCCUCAUGUAAGCCGACAGGACAGCAAACUUGUACCUACUUGCCUGCAUUCAGGAACUUACUUAUGAGUAGACAUGUUUAAGCUUGAACUGUUGAGCUCUAGUCCUAUUCACACUUGAAUAGGGUUUGAACUCCGUACAAAUUACUUCUAAGUAAAUAUUAUCAGGAUUGUAGUGUGUGAGUGCAAUUAUAUGCACACUUCCUUGUGAGUAAGCCUCAUAGAACUUAGUGAGACAUUUUGCAAGUAAACAUGUACAGGAUCCAUCUGUGAACGGAUCAACAGCCUCUGUUGACAGAGUUGCGGUCUACAUUUCCAUGUCAUUUCCAUGCAAAAAGAAAGAGGCUCUAAUAACCAAAGGGAACAAGCCCUUUUCUCAAAGUGUGUAUAAUAAAAAGACAAAUAAUAGGUACCAACAAUUAACCAUAGUCACAGGAAGCUCCUCAGUGAUUAUGCUAAUAAAAGAAAAAACAACAAUUUGCUCCAUUGAUGUUGUGAAUGGUUGGGCUUCCCAUUGUUUGUCAAGUUUAAAGAUGGCAACUCUUAACCAUGAGAGAGCGGCCUGGCAGGUUGACUGUAUUCAUGUUUCUUUUGGAAUAAGGUAUAGAAUGCCAAAAUAAUUUUUCAAAGAGAAGAAAGGUCAGUUCUGUAGGAACCGUGGUUGCCUUGAUACUGUUCCGCGUUUCUGGGGAGACAUUUGAAAGGCUAGAUAAACACACUCCUACCGUUGCGAUGGAAGGAAGGUAUAAUUAGUGUUAAGAAUUUUAUUUUUAAAGAUUUUUAUUUUAAAAAAUCAGGAUUUUAGAAGUACACAAAACUGGUGCUGAACUGGAUUUUCCCUUUACGAAGAGAAGCACAGGCCGUGGGCAAAGGUGUUGAGGGGUGGGUUGCUAUGGCAAUGUUUGAAUAUUCUGCAACUAAUGUGCCUUAUUCCACAGAGUUGCUGAGGGAUGCCCUAAAUGACCCACCGUCUGCUAAUACUUCACAGGUAAGGAAAAACAGAGGAGGGAAGUCCACUUAGGGGGAGGAUGUCCACCAUUUUGUGAGCUCGGAGUCCAUGUUGGAUACCACAGUUUAGUUUCUUAGGUAUUUUCUUCUUUAUAUGCCCAACUACAGUUCUGAGGCUUAUGCACACAUGGCUUCCACAAGAACGUUUUCUGAGACAUGGGCUCAAGUGGAGGUAUAGCUGGGGAACGGUGUUGGGAGGCUGUGUAGACAGUUGAAAGAGAUUUGACAUUAGCAGAUAUUUAAGAAACGGCGAGGACUUGGAGUUGGUGGGCAGUAAACCUGAGGAUGUUGUUAAGAGAAGAUUAUAACAGAAGACAUGGGAGUCCUUCCCAUCUCAACUCGUCUUGGGUUGCCAUAUUCCAGGGAUCAAAAACCCGGACCCCCACCAUCAGGGCACCCCUCACCUCUCUUACCUUUGCUGUCUUCGGCCUCCGGCUCAUGAAGGGAGACCGAGCAGCCCCAGGACGGCCACACAAGGCCUGGUGGCGGCCAGGAACAACACCAAGCCUGGCACGACCCCCAGCAGGCCGCUCCAGGCCACCCGAUGCCUGCUCCCUGUUCCGGGGCACAGUGCCUUCUGAGCAUGCACAAAACAAAAACAUAAAAAUAAAAACAACCCACCCCUCAAACCCGGACAUUUAAUUCAAAAUGCAAAAAUCCACCCAGAUGGGGGGGGCUGCCCCCCCCGGACAUGUCUGGGAAAUUCCAGACUUAUGGCAGCCCUGAACUAAUUCCUUCCUAGGUAGACCUCCUCAAGUGCCACCCUCUUACCCAGGGGUCUGUAUCCCACAAAAGCUAAUACCAAGGCUCUUGGUUUUGCUGCAAAAAAGCUAUCAUGGCUGACUACUCUGGAAAUCUCGUCUCCUUAGUUCUCCACUGAUAACAUGACAUUCCAGCAUACAAGGAGUCCACAUGUCCCCUCUCCAACCUAAUCCUUCUUAACAAUGGACAUUUUUCAAUUACAAUGAGAAUCAUAACUAAGGCUACAUACACCAUACAUCUAAAGCACUGUAACACCACUUUAAACUACCCCCGGUGAACUCUGGGAGCUGUAGUUCCUUAGGGGUGCUGAGACUUUUUAGGAGACCCCCAUUACUUUCACACACCUAGAAUUCCCAGAGUUCCAUAGGAAGAGAGAUUGAUUGUUAAACCACUGUGGGAAUUGUAGCUCUGGGAUGGGACUUGGCGGUCUCCUAACCACUUUCAGCACCCUUAACUGACUACAGCUCCCAGAACUCUUUGGGAAAAGCCACGACUGUUUAAAGUGAUAUGAUAGUGCUUUAAAUGUGUGGUGUGAAUAUGGCCUCAGGGAUCACAGAAGCCAAGCAGAGUGGUGGUGGUAAGAGAGACCAGCGAUCAUUCUCUGAAGGACUCUUGCUUUCUUCUCCAGAUUCUCCAGUAUCAAACAGGAUACAUCAUCUGUGCCACAAUUGCUGUCAUCUAUUUUGUGGCGGUGCCCAUGACCGGGUUGUGCCUCUGCUGCUGCCGGAAGCACAGGCGCUGUGGCGGGCGGAUCAAGGCAUACCGUCGCUCCCUUCUCUGCCAGCGCAACCUCCUCAUGUUCUGCCUGCUCUUGACCACACUUGUCAUCCUGUAAGUGAGGACCUGAGCUAGUCCACGACAUCCGUGCAAUGGUGGCGGGGCUGCUUGUAGGACUGACAGUUACAUGGAGGGGGAAGGAGAUGAAACUUUCUGGGGAGGAUGUGAGGCUUGCCAUUGAACACCUGCAUUGGCUUUCCCAUUUCCUACCAGGCAUAUCUAGAGGUUCUGGGUGGUGGUGGUUGUUGUUGUUUUACCUACAUAGCUUUAAAUAAGGAAUUAGGCCUUCCUGAUUGUGUUGGGCUUCCAUCAGCACCAGCCAGCAUGCCAAUGGUCAGGGCCAGGGAAGAUGGGAGUUAGAGUCUCAAACUGUGUAACUCUUGCCCCCGGUGUCUAAGAGCACAGCAGCAUAAGAAGGACAAGAACUGGCCUGAAUCAGACCAGUGGCCCAUCUGGUCCACCACCUUUUUGUCUCCUCCUCCUUCCAGUUCUGUCCCACCUUUCCUUUGAGGAGCUCCUGGUGGUGUACACAGUUCUUCCCUGCUCCCCAUUUUAUCCUCCCAACAACCCUGUGCAGUAGACUAGCUUGAGAGACAGUGACUGGCCCAAGGUCACUCACUCACUGGGCUUCCUGGUUAACCAAACUCAUUUGGCUAUUUAACUCGCCUUGAAGCUUCGCAGGUGGGGCUCCCUAUAACCCACAGAGCACCAUUCCUAUAAGCCCCAUUCCUUCUUCCCUUCCUUCCUUUCACAAACCACUUUCCCCAGGUUUCUGUGCAUCCUGAUUUGUUGUGGACAAGUUAUGCCAGCACUGUCAGUGGUUCAAGAUGUUUGUAGGCAGAUUAGUGUUCCUUGUGCUUCAUGUUAAUUUAGCAUUUUGGCCUUCAGCUAGUGAGUCAGGACUCUCAAGUGGACGAUGCUGCAACUUCAUGUGGAUUUUAGAGCCAGCACCACCCUCUCUUUUUUGUUGUGUAGGCUUUAUUUUUAAAGGAGAAAAGAUGUGUGGAAUGGAGAAAGAAAAGACUAAUGGGAAAACUAAAGCGCAAAUGAGAAAGAAAUGUCAGAUCUGUCAAGCAGAGAAUUGUCCCAUAUUGCAGGCUGGGGUUGGAGAUGGUCCAAAGUCUGAGAAGGUGAAAGGCAGGCUUGGACCAACUGAGCUCUGUGGUGCAGUGGUUAGAAUGCUGGACUGGGGAGAUCAGAGUUCAAAUCCCCACUUGGCCAUGAAGCUCAUCAAGGGACCUUGAGCAAGUCAGUAUAGCCUACCCCACAGGGCUGUUACGAUGCUAAAACAGGAGGUAACCAUGUUUGCCACCAUGAGUUCCUUGGAGGAAAGGGAGGGAAGUAAGUCAGUAACCCUGGAAGUACAGAAUGCUGACAUGACAUGAAAACUACCUGGUCCAUCACCUGAUGGCUGCAAAUCAAUGUGUGAAUGAACAAUCACUCUGCCUGAUAGUAUUUUCACCCCACUGUGUAUGUAUACAUGGAUACAGUUCACACAUAUUCAAUUGCUUGCCAGUCAUCCAGUAUUCAGUAACCAAAACAAGAGACGUGCAUAGUCAGACAGAGGAGAUCACUAUUUAUACUAUGCUUGUACCACUUUUCUUGCAGAGGUGGUGUUAUCUGUGCUUUUGCUGCCAAUCAGAAGGUGAAAGAAGAGUUGGAGCCUGGAACCCGGGAUGCACUAAACACCCUGCAGGUUUUGAGGCACCACAUGAACUGGGUCCCCCGAGUAAGUUGGCAACACCUCUUGUCUCUUUCUCUGCCCAUCCGCCUUUGCUAUGAGUCAUUAUUGCCAGGAAAUUUUGUCUCUUUACUACUAAGAUGUCCAGGUAUAGACUCAUGGGUAUAGAAUCAUGACUGGAAAGUUGGACCUAUGUGGUGCUCUCGGGCAUAAGUGCCUCUAGGUUGCUUUACAAGACUCCUGUUACUUGUUUUCAAGAAGGUCUCUGCUCAAAGUAUUGGGUGCUGAGGCCCAGGGAAGUGGUUUUCCAGCCCAGUGGGUGUGGGACAGGGCAGAGAUGAGUCAGGAUGAAGGUGAAAUUCUGAGGAAGGCAGAUCAGGAUCAGAAAUGUUGGGAGGCUGGUGGUUCAGUGCACUGAGCUGUUCUUAGGGAUGGGGGGUGGUGGAGUUUGAUUCAGUUCACAUUUUAAUGUGAAACCAUCUUAAUUCAAACUACCCCAAACAACACACAAAUUGAAACACACCCAUACUUCAAAAUUUACACACUUCUGAAUUUUGCAAUGCAGUUCUCUUACAAAAAAUGUGUAUUAAAAAUGUGUAUAUUAGGGAAAUGUGUGAAUAAACUCUUUUUUAAAAAUGCAGAUUGAUGUGGAAAUGUGGCAGACUGAAAUUAAGAUAGCAAAAUAUGAGAAACUGAGCAAAACUGCUCUCUGUGAGAACAGCAGGUGAUCACUGUGGGCAGACCCACACCAUACAUUUAAAUCACACGAAUCACCCCAAAACAGAAUCCUGGGAAUUGUAGCUUGCUAUAGGUACUGAGGGGACACGGGUGGCGCUGUGGGUAAAACCUCAGCGCCUAGGACUUGCCGAUCGUAUGGUCGGCGGUUCGAAUCCCCGCGGCGGGGUGAGCUCCCGUCGUUCGGUCCCAGCUCCUGCCCACCUAGCAGUUCGAAAGCACUCUUAAGUGCAAGUAGAUAAAUAGGUACCGCUUUAUAGCGGGAAGGUAAACGGCGUUUCCGUGUGCUGCACUGGUGCUGGCUUGCCAGAGCAGCUUCGUCACGCUGGCCACGUGACCCAGAAGUGUCUCCGGACAGCGCUGGCCCCCGGCCUCUUAAGCGAGAUGGGCGCGCAACCCCAGAGUCGGUCACGACUGGCCCGUACGGGCAGGGGUACCUUUACCUUAUAGGUACUGAGAAAUGUAGACCUGUGAAGGAUAAAUUCCCACAAUUCUUUGGGGGAAGCUAUGUGCUUGAAAUUUGCAUUUAGUGUGUUUUUAAUGUAUGUUUUGUAGCUGCCUUAAGAUUAGAAUUCCAAUCUGCCGUGGUGAAGAUGGAUGUUUCAUGGCACCUGAGUGUGUCAGCCACUGGUUCAGAUGCAGAGACGUCCUCCCCCCAUCCCGACCCCCACUGGCUGCUUCUGCUCUGAGAAAGUGGAAGGACAAGGCAGCCUCUGCAUAAGAUAGGUUGGCUUGCUGGCCACCCUUGCGCCUGGCAGCUGCCGCAGCAGCAGCAAGACUCCUUAACUGCUUGUGUGCUAAUGCGAGCUGGCAAGCGGGUGUCCUUGGAGACACAAAUCCAGGGCACUCUGAAUGUGCCACAGCCUUCUUCAGCAGCUGGCAGUGGCACGUCCCCUUUGCAACCCCAGAGCAGAGAAAAAGCUGAGAAAACUGCUCUGCAGCCUGCGAGAGAUAUCUGUGGCGCCAUGGGGUGGUCCAAAGGGUGACGAGGGGUUGCUGAGCAGUGGGGCAAGCUGCAGAGGAACAGCUUCAUUAACCAGAAGUGGGUGAUGAGCCAUUUGGGAGUGGCGUGGUGGGGGAAGAUUUAGUUGGCUGGGAGUCAUUUUAAUUUGCUCUUCAUACACAGCAUUAAAUCUUAAUGGGUAUUUUAUUGUUUCACCCUGUUAUUGGGAGUUUUAAAAAGAUGUUACUUCCCUGACUGGGAGGAGCUGAACUAGAAAUCGGAUAAGCCUGCACCAAACAUUUUCCACUUAGAUGCCACAAACCUGCAAGCUUUCCAUGGUGUCAUUUAAAUCUGGCACCUACCACAUAGCAGGACAGAGAAAAUGUGUAUUUUUUAGGAUGGCGUAAACAACAAAAUGCUUCUAGUUCAGCCUUGCCCAGUAUGAUGCCCUCCAAAUGUUUUGGACUCCAACUCCCAUGAGUCCCAGCUAGCCCACCUUGAGCUGACUGGGGCUGAUGGGAAUUGGGGACCAAAACAUUUGGAGGGCAUCCUGUUGGGCAAUGACCCAGUCCACAAGAGAAAGAAGUGCAGAGAGGAGAAACUUGAACUCCAAAGUGUGCUAAAACUAAGAGGGUUUUGUUACAACUUAACAGGACAGGAUCUUUCCUUUGGAGCAAUCUUAAACUUUAAAACUCUGUAGAAUAACUGAAACAGCUUGAACAAAUAUCCCUGCCUAUCCUGAAGAAGGAAGCUGUGCCCCUAAAGCGGUGAACUAUAAUAAUUCCUUUUGGUGGGCACUUGUGUAUGAAAAUAUGCUUGUCCUUUUUGCCUACUUGCUGGUUUCUAUGCCUUUCUCCUUCAGUCAGUCCCACCCUCUGUUGCUUUUAGGAGAAAUUACACUCGAAGCAGUAAUCACAGAUUUCCCACGUAAUGACCAGUUAGUUCUCAGAUGCAUGAAUAUGACAAAGACAUCUUUCUCUGUGAAAGCUGCUGCCAUGAUUGAUCUGUUAGUCUUUAAGGCGCUGCAGGAUUCUUUGUCAUUAAGGAGGGGGUCCCAUCAGUCAGCCUACGUAAGGCUAAACAAAAUACGAUGUGGCAAAUCCACAGUCAGGAGCCCCUACAGUCCCCACCUCUUCCACAUGCAAAACAACAAGUUUGCCUCCAGACUAUUUUGCAAGUGCAAUUCAAGCACAUAACAGAACUUUAAGUGGCGGCUAAAUGUACAGAAGAGUGUGGGAUGGACAAAUGAUUAACCAUAAGGCAAGCUAAAGAUGGAGGAGAAAUUUAAUUCAGUUUGUACUUAAAGGCAAACAUCUAAUUCAUACUUUCUGAAACAAUAACUUCUCUGAAUUUCGCAGUGCAGUUCUCCAGCCAAGUAAUAUGUUCAAAAGGGCAUAUUUGGGGGGGGGUGUGCAUAAAAAUGCAUGUAUCUGUGAAAACAUACAAAAAUACAUUAUAUUAGGGAAAUUUGCAUUGCAAACAUAUACAUAUUAGGCAAAAUCGCAUUGCAAAAAAGUGUAUAUUAAGCAAAACUGCAUGAAUUUUCAUGACAACUAAGAAAAAGAUCACAUACUGAUGUGCAAAUGUGGAGAACUGAACUUAACUUUGGAAAGAUGAGAAACUGACAUAUUCACUCAUCCCAACCACAAGCAAAUCAACAUGAAUGCUCUUUGUCAUAUGACCUCUCUGCAAACAUUUCAGAACAAAUGGUCAAUAAAUAUUGAGCAUAGUUUCACCUGGGACCUUCUUCAUGCAAAUCAUGCUCUAUUUUAUUUGUUUCUUUGUUUAAUUUGUAUAGCACCCUUCAUCUGAAGAUCACAGGGCAGUUUACAAUAUAAAAACACAAAAAUAUACAGCAUAGUAUCAAACAAAGCACCCCCUCCCCACAGUUUAAAAUGCCAUAGAGAAGAGGAAUGUUUUUGCUUAGCUCCUAAAGAUAUGUAACGAAGGCAGCAGGGAACCUCCCUGGGCAGAGCAUUCUCCAAGCAAGGAGCCACCACAGAAAAGGCCUGCUCUUGUGUUUCCACCCUCUGGGCCUCUCAUGGAGGAGGCACAUGAAGAAGCGCCUCAGCCUUUCCCCAUCAAGUGACUUGAUAAAUGCAAAGAAAAUUAGCAAAGCCAUAUUCUUGUAUAACUAUCCUGGGGAGCAGUGGUAAACGUAAGAUACUCCCAGACAGUGCAACACAACUAGGUUUGUGUGUGCACACAUUGAUUUUUUUAAAGAACAAAUUCUGCAUGAAUUUCAGCUACUGGCACCGCAAACACACACUACUGCCUACAAAUAACAAAACAAAACAAAAUAAAAUCUAUCCCACUUGACAGAUUGAAAAUGGAUUGUGGCCAAUUUCAUUAACAAGUCGAAAAGUCAGCAUCCCUGUUGUAUUUCUUGACAUUCUCAUUCUGCCAAGGUUCUGACUUCCACAAAGACAUUGGGAAGUUUCCCGUGAAUACGGCCAGCUCUCUGCCUCCUUUCUAGUUGUCCCUUUGCCCUCUGGGUUGAGUUUUGAAGUCACAGAAGCAUUUGUACCACAUCUGUGUUUUCUACUGGGGCACAUGCAGCCUGGCUUUGAAAUGUGUGUCAUGGAGCAUGCUUGCUCCUGCUCUCCCAAGGAAGCAAAGAAGCAGCGAUGGCUUUAAAAGGGGAUUGGACAAAUUCAUGAAGGCUGUCAGUGGCUACUGGUGGGCAUAUCCUGAGGGAUAUAUUUUACCUCCACAGUUGGAGGCUAUAACACUUCUGAACGUCAGUUGCUGAAAACUGCAGGAGGGAAAAGUGCUGUUGCACUCAUAUCCUGCUUGUGGCAUCUGGUUGGCCACUGAGAAUGGGAUAUUGAACUAGAUGGGCCACUAGACUGAUCCAGCAGACCCUUCUUAAGUUCUUAAAACUUGACUUAUACGGAAUGUGGACCACCUGGAAAGCCCUUAUCGAUGUAGGUAUCCCACACAGGCCCAUUCACGUUCAAAUGCACUUUCCACGUGCAUAGACUGGUUCACUGGUUCACAUGGAAUGUCACCCUGCCAGUAGUGCCCCUUCCUGGGUCACUGAAUAAGCCAUAGGUCCCAAGUGCAAGUACUGUAAAGCUUCACUGGCUUCCCGCUGGACCUUAUGGGGCUAAGAGCUUAUCCCUCUGUGUCCCAUUUCAGCUUUGCAAGAAGACAAAACAAACAGCCUAACCCUGGGGGUUUUGUGCAGCAAGGGGUCAAGGUUUGCAUGGGUCAGAAAUGAGGUCUGAUGCAAAUCUUUCCUGAAAGAUGCCAAGUUGUGAGUUGAGCUCUUAUUUCAACCCUUUUUUAAAAGUCUCUCUCUCCUCCUCCCACCCCCUGCUAUAGGGAGUUCAGCUGACCGUAGAGCAGUUUACAGUCCCGAAACAGCAAAUCCUCAGUGACCUGAACAGUAAGUUGCCAUUGCUGUGUAUAUUUAGGUUUGCCUCAGAGCCAUGUCACAUCGCUUUUUCACGUGUACGUCUCAUAUAUAUAUAUAUUAAGUGUUCACGAGACUUGUGUGAAUGCAACAGGCUAUUAUAUGCAAAUGCCUGCAGAAGUGCCCUCAUCAGGCACUCAGGAAUGGGUCCGGCUCCUGCUUGAGUGUCCUCUCAGACCAAACAUUUAAUGUGAGUGGGGUUUGAUGGUCUGUUGGUUUGGCACAAGCAGUAAGAGAAGAUGGAGAAAAGGCUCCCAUGGGUGCUAUUGAAAACUUUCUUCUGGAUGCAGAGAGCAGCUUGGGGGUGGGGGAAAUGUGUCAAUGUCCGGAGAGUUUAAAAUGUAUAAACCAGUCUUCAUUAAAGAAUGGAUUUCAGAGCAGUAUAUAAAACUGCAUUACAUAAAUUUAUUAUCUGUAUUUGUGUAUUACCCAGUAACUGAUAUUCUGGGAUUAGCUAACAAUGAAAUUUAAAACCACAAAUAUUAAAACAAGAGAACCAUCAAAGCAGAAUAAAGCAAUCACAAUGUGAAUUAGAAUAAGUAAAGCCAACAAGAGCGUAACAGCUGUACAGCAUAAGAAGACAUCUUCCUAGCUAGGCUGAAGAGGUGGGAAUUGCCCCAGAUUUAACAGGUGGUUCUUUUGUGUUUUUCAGAUGUCAGCUGGACCAUUGGCACCACCAUCCACCUCCUGCUCAAGGGGAAUGUCUAUUCUGCCAUGGAUGCUUUGAAGGACAGAGUGCAAGGUAAGAUCAAGACUUGUCUCAAGCUAUUAUGUUUUAACUCUCAUAGGCCAUGACAUUGUGGCAGCUUUCUGCAACCUGGUGCCCUUGAUGUGGCUUAGACUACAAUUCCCAUUAGCCAUGCUCCCUUCAGCUGUAGCAUCAUAUGACAGGAGUUGUAAUCCAAGCCAUCUGGAGGGCACCAGGUUGCGGAAGGCUGGUUGAUGAUGACACAUCCUGCAUGGUUUACACCUUCAGUUUACCAAAUGAUACCUGCAGUUCAUGCAUGAUGAAAGCACAGAGUCACCCCUAAAAGGCUUGCAUUAGAGGUGCCUGUCCCAAAGUGCAACUAAAUAAAAUAAAAUAAAAUAAAAUAAUCCUGUUUGGACAAAUAUAGUGAUCUGUUGUAAAGGGGUUGCCUUUAAAGAUGGUCAGGAAACUUCAACUGGUUCCAAGUCGUGGCCAGCAGAGUCCUGGUGGGUAUACUGUGCUCAGCUUCAAGAAUGGCUGUAUUAUAGAAGCUGCACUGGCUUCCAGCAUGUUUCUAGGCCCGGUUUAGAGUGGUGGUGUAAACCUUUAAAGCCCUGAAGGGUUUGGGACGACUACCUGCACCCGUACCAUCCUGCACACAUACUGAGAGGUUGUAAAAACAUAAGCAGAGCCUGCUGGGUCUGGCCAGUGACCCAUCUAGCGCAGCAUCCUGUUCUCACAGUGGCCACGCAGAUGCCCAGAGAUGCAGCUGCAGGGCCCUCCCCUCCUGUGAUUCCCAGCAACUGGUAUUCAGAGGCAGACUGCCUCUGAGGGUGAAGAUGGAGGAUCUGAACCGGACGCCCUCCUGGUGUGUCCACCUCCUGGGUCUAGGAGGGCACCUCUGGAACUGCCUCCCCGCAGAGCUGUGGUGAGUGCCAUUCAGAGGGCCUGACAGACUCCUUUGUUUUCAUUGGCUGCCUCUAAAUAAUGUUUUGUCUCAUUCACUGGAUGGAGAUUACAGUAUUAUUCUGUUAUAUAGUUCUGAGCCUACUUCUGUUUUCACGAAUCUGCUUUAUUCCUGUUUUGAGCAAUACUGACAGAAACACACUUGUAGUUCUUAUUGUCAUACGCCACUCUGGAUGGACAUACCCUGGAAAAAUAGCAUAUUUAUAUGCUAUUUAUUUUGGAAAAUAAGAUAAACCAAGAGCGGAAUUCACAACCUAUUGUGAGCUAGGGUUGCCAUCCGUCCUGUAUAACACAGGAUUGUCUCUUAUUUCAAUGUAAAAUUCCUGUAUUGAUUCAAUACAGGACACAGUUUGUCUUGCAUUCCCCGUUUCCACUCUGCUGCUGCACGCACACUCUCUCCCUUUUCUCACUUCUUCCUUUUCCUUUUCCCUCCUCACUCCCUCUCCUCAUCUCGCCCCCAAGGAGGAUCCAGCCAGGGCAAGGCUUUCAUGCUGCUGCUUCCAGUUCCCUGCAGCUUGGGCUGGGUGAAGGCGGCCAUCUGCAGAGCUGCGCCCUGGGAGCGCUGGGCCCCGUCGCUCAGAGAGGAGCAGGCUCUGGGUCUCUAGAAACAAGAGGUUUUGUGCAGGUGUAGCCCAGAAACCCCUGUUCCGAACAUUGUUAUCCGCAUGACAUUUUUUGGGGGGGAAGAGUAGCUCCCCAUAUGGCUUGCCAUCCCCCCUGUUCCCUAAUAUUUUUUUCUGUCCUUCAGAAUUUAACGUGUGGAACAAAGCUCAUCCCCCCCAUCAGAAUAUGCUCAUUUAUUUUUUGCUCUGGCCUGCAUGUAUUGCUGUCCAGUACCAUACAUUACUGCAUGUAUGUGAAAGGGUGUGUGAAAGGUCACACCAGGUGGGAAAAGAACUUGCCCCCAACCUCCCGCUGCCUGCCUGCCGCUAUCCUGUCCUGUAUUUUGCCAGAACAAAGGUGGCAGCCCUAAUGUGACCUUUCUCUUUAAGACCUACAGAACUCACUGCACCAUUUGCAGACUCUCAACAAGACUGUGCAGGCCCUGAUCCAGCAACAAGAUGAGCUGGAAGCAGCCCUGAAAGACAGGAAGCAAAGCCUCACUUUCCUCCUGGAGGAUCCAGGCUGCAUCUAUUGCGCUGGUGCCCUGAGCCAAGCUCAGAGUCUGGAGCUGGGCGCUAACUACCGCAAAGUAAGUUCACCUCCAGGAUGGAGACUCUUGCUCCAGUACAAAGGUGCCUUUAAAAGGGCAACCUGUACUUCAGUGCAUUUCUGAUGAGCAAAAUAAACACAGCUGUGUCACUUCUUUUGAUGCACAAAAGCUUGUACACUAUAGGAUUUGGGCCAGUAACAGGUGUUCUGUUGCCUCUGCUGUAUUUCUUUAGGUCAUUUAUAGACUUGAAUCCAUGUCACAUUUCCUUUAGCUGUGUUGAGAGUUCAUGUUUCCUGUCCAGAAGUGUGCUUUCUUCUUCUAGGAUGGCAGUUGUCAAGGCUAACUGCAGGGACCUCUUUAAUGAAGCACAAGCUUCCACACCCAGCUUGGCCAUCAGCCCCACACUUCACACUAAUUUCAGUAGCUGAUGGUGCACAGAACUGUGGGUUUCAGAGUCAACGUUUUGGCACAGGGGAGAUCUGUGAUUGGAUCUCCCAAGUCUUUUUUGAAAAAGGGGGAAUGCAUGCAGCCCUCCAAUGUGGAUUGAGGCAAUGUACUGACCUGCAUGGUAUGUUUCCCCCCAUGAUGGAAAUAGCAGCUCCAUAUGUGUGUGCAAAAGGGUAGUCACUUCCUGUCAAUGCUGCUACCAGGGCCGGCUCAAGAAAUUUUGCUGCCUAAGGCCAAGGGCAAGAUGGCAGCCUCAAACCCCAAGGCAUAGACAGAAGCCAGUUGGACUGGUGGUUGACUCUUACUCCAAUACAGGUGAAAGGACAGCGUCUUCCACUGCAUUUGAGGGCAGCAGGCUACUGUAAGGGGUACAGGGCAAGCCACACGGCACUCACAGCUCUGCACCUCGGCAUCUGUCACUGGAGGCAGCUGCCUCACCCUUCCUCAUCACAGGGCCAGUCUUGGCUGCUACCCAGUCUGAUUUUAAUGGGGAUCUGCUGCUGCAUUUAUCCCUUUAAAAACACACACAAAAUAUCUGAUCAUAGACCUGCCACCAUCUUCUCCAGUUGCACCCUUGUUUUCUACACAAUGGCUGCGGCCCUCCAGAUGUUGUUGGCCAACUCCCAUCAGCCCCAGGCAGCAUGGCCAAAGAUUACGGAUUGUGGGAGUUGAGAUCCAGCAACAUGUGGAGGGCCACAAGUUCUCCACUCCUCCUCUAGGUCACAGGCUUCCCCAACCUGGUGUAGGAGCUACUGGGGAGGUGGAAAUGGGAAGAGGGAUGCCUCUUACCAGUUGAGGAGGCUUCAGGAACCUGGUGUCCUCCAGGUCUUUUGGUCUACAAUGAUGUGCUGGCUGGAGCUGAUGGAGUUGUAGUUCAAAACAUCUGGACGGCACCAGGUUAUGGUUAUAACUGUAGAUAAAGCUCUGAAUUUUCCAUGGGCAGGGGGGAAUACAACUAAUUGAAAUGCACACAAUUUUCACUUUCUUCUCUACUUCCAAGCACUUGUCUUUUAUCGGUGGUUUGUUCCCUCAGGUACCUUCAGUAGAAAAGGUUUUGAAGACCUUGCAUGGGCUUCCCAAGGCUAAUUUCUCUGAAAUGAUUCGCCGGGUAAGUAGUUAAAGAAUCUUGGAGCAAGAAGAGAGACGUCUGCUUGUUCUUUAGCAAAAUUCACACUUGGCCCAAUGUGAUAAGACAUUUUGGUUUCUGUGCUUCUAGGCCAAUAGCAGCUUCAACUCUAUCCCGGGACUAGCUCUGGUGAAGAUGGCGGAUGUUGUUCAAGGUGAGUUAAGCCCUUCCAUGCUCAUGCUGAGGGUGAAGGGCUGUAGCUCAGUGGUAGGGCAUCUGCUUUGCAUGCAGAAGGUUCCAUAUUCAGUCCCUGGCACCUCCAGCUGGGGCUGGGGAAGACUCCUUCCUUGAAGCGCUGGAGAGCUGCUGCUGCCAGCCAGGGUGGACAAUGCUGAGCCGGAUGGACCCAGCAGGGGGCAGCUUCCUCUGUUUCCCAUGCUAGGCUGGAGGCUGUAAUUCCACUGUAUGGUGUAGGUUCAUCUAGCCAGGGCUUAAUUUGAAUAGGGGGCAUUGGGGUGUGGUGCCAGGCUUGCUUUUCAUGCCAGUGCCCAGCCCAGGAACGUGUGACAAGAAACCACAAACCUGAUGUUCCGCACUUGCCUUGCAGAGCUCAAGGAGGAAAUAGAGAAGGCCGGCCAAAAGUUGCAGUCCAUCCCAGACGACUUUCCGAUCUCAGAUCACACCCGUCCCAUGAAUGAUGCUCUGGUGAAGGCUGAGAACAAGAGCCGGCCCUAUUUUUUGGAGGCAAAACGUUACGAGACAUACAGGUAAAAUGGAGCUCUGUGCUUUGCACGCAGGAGGAACAGCAUUCUCCUAUGCAUCCUUUUGACCCAUCCUCAUGCCAAUCUGCUUCUCAUUCUAUCCCUCCGGUCUGCUCAUCAAGUUCAGCCAUUAUGCUGUAGUGGUUAGAGUGAGACCCAGGUUCAAAUCUCUGCUCAGGCACAAACCUUGGGAUGGCCACUGUCUCUCAGCUGAACCUACCUCACAGGGUUGUUGUAAGGAUAAAAUGGAGAGGGAGAGCCCUUUUAUGCCACCCAUCUUGAGCUUUUUUGGAGGAAAAGUGGGAGAUAAAAGUAAUAAUAAAGAUAAUUUUUAAAAUCUUUUGGCCAGUUAAUUGCUCACAAAAAUACUUUAAAAAUCAUAAUGGCAAUACUUAGCAUGCAUAGAGUGCUCAAGAACAUUUAAAGCACUUCAGUUACAUUUAUGUAUGUAUGUAAAGCUCUACGAUGCCUUUCUGCCAAAACAUGGCUUCCACAAAUCAUAAAAAAUAAUCAAUAAAAUACAGUAAUACACAAAGGAGAUUUAAAAACACACAUACAGUUCAAAGCAGAAGUGCAAGUGACCAGGAGAAGCUGUUUAAAACAGCAGUGCAAUUAACUAAUCACAAGGGCCAAUACAAACCAACAGUGACAGAAUAAAAAACUCAACAUAAGCAGCAAUGAAAGGCUUAUCACUGAAGGCUUGGGGAACAGGUCAGACUUCACCUGGCCCCUGAUAACAAGAGAUGCUUCAUCAAUGGAUCCUGUUCUGUGGCUGAGCCACAUCUCUUAUAGCAGGGCUGGGGAAACUGUGGCUCGCCAGGUGCUGCUGGACUGCAUCUCCCAUCAUCCCUCUCCGUUGGCCGUGCUGCUUGGAGCUGAUGGGAGUUGAAGGCCAACAACAUCUGGAAGGCCAGGAGGAGGAGGAGGAGGAGGAGGAUUUUCAUUUAGGAACAGCUUCUAUUGCAAAAUGGCUUCUAAGCAGUUUACAAAUAUAAAACCAAUACUGUAAACAAUUAAAAUGCACAAUCUCAAAUAAACAGGGGCAUUCAGAUGUCCUUAAUAAAACAGAUAAUAUUAAAAAUAACACAAACAAUUAAAAAGCAUAACAGAGCUUUUAAGAAACCAUCUGUAACAAUAAAAUCAGAAGUUCAUUUAUGGAGAGCCCCUUACUUACAAGCCACCCAGUAGAAUCCAGGUCUGUGGGCAACAGGAUGUACAGUGGAUUUUUGUUUGCUUAUCUCCCCCAAGCCUCACUGAUGUGUCCCCACCCCAUUUUUCUGUCCUCAGGUGGCUUGCAGGUGUCAUUGCCUGCACCGUCGUCUUGCUGAUCGUCUUCUGCAACUUCCUGGGGCUUUCCUUUGGCACAUAUGGGCUGGUCUUGCGAGAGGAUCCCAGUGACUAUGAGAGGAGGGGAGAAGCUGGAGCCAGAUUACUCUUAAUGUAAGACACGUCUGAGUCCUGGGCAUGUCUGAGUCCAGCACAGAGGGUUGAUUCCAAACUCUGUUCCAGGGUGACAAGGGAUCCUUCAGGAGGAAGGGUGGGAUAUAAAUUCAAUAAAUAAGAAAAAUAAAAGAUUAGUGUUCAGCAACGAUACAAGAGAGUGUUCUUGUGGUGGGGAGGAGGGAGGGAGGGUGGUCAGUCAGAACUCAGUGGUCAGUAUGGCCAUCCACAAGUGCUUGCCUUGACCUUCAGGGGAUCUAGUCUGAGGGUGCUCUGAAAAUGGUCAGUGUUUGAAAAAAUAUGUCUAUGAGGAGAAAUUUGCACUCAAAUGCCGGUGGACAUUCAUGUGAUUUUUGAUUUUUUUAAAAAAAUUGCAACCUGAUUCAGAGAUGUGGAGAACUGUUCUUAAUAGGAGGGGGAGUGUUGAGACUUGCAGGACUUUCUCCCUGUCUUUCCUGUUACAGCGGUGUCAUCUUCAGCUUCCUCUUCUCCUGGCUACUGAUUCUCUUGGUCUUCGGCACCUUCCUGCUUGGGGGAAACGUCCAGACCUUGGUGUGCAAGCACUGGGCCAAUCAGGAGAUCUACAAGGUGAGUUUGUGUGUAUGGAAAAGCAGACAAUCUGCCCAAGAGUUGCAGGGAAAAGAUGCCACUGUUAUACGGUGGUUCCGCUCCUCCCUCCUGGGCCGUGUUCAGAAAGUGGGGGGGGGGGGAGGAUGAGUGUUCAGACCCCUGGGCCCUCACUUGUGGGGUGCCUCAGGGUUCCGUCCUCUCACCCAUGUUUUUAACAUCUACAUGAAGCUGCUGGGAGAGAUCAUCAGGGGGUUUGGGCUGGGUGUUCAUCAGUAUGCAGAUGAUACCCAGCUUUACCUCUCUUUCAAAUCGGAACCAGUGAAGGCGGUAAAGGUCCUGUGUGAGUGCCUGGAGGCGGUUGGAGGAUGGAUGGUGGCUAACAGAUUGAGGUUGAAUCCUGACAAGACAGAAGUACCAUUUUUAGGGGAGAGGGGGCGGGCUGGUGUGGAAGACUCCUUGGUCCUGAAUGGGGUAACUGUGCCCCUGAAGGACCAGGUGUGCAGCCUGGGAGUCAUUCUGGACUCACAGCUGUCAGUGGAGGCACAGGUCAAUUCUGUAUCCAGGGCAGCUGUCUACCAGCUCCACCUGGUAUGAAGGCUGAGACCCUCCCUGCCCGCAGGCUGUCUUGCCAGAGUUGUGCAUGCUCUUGUUAUCUUCCGCUUGGACUACUGCAAUGUGCUCUACGUGGGGCUACCUUUGAAGGUGACCCGGAAACUACAACUAAUCCAGAAUGCGGCAGCUAGACUGGUGACUGGGUCCUGAGAGACCUACAUUGGGUCCUGAGAGACCUACAUAUAACACCGGUCCUGAGAGACCUACAUUGGCUCCCAGUACGUUUCCGAGCACAAUUCAAAGUGUUGGUGCUGACCUUGAAAGCCCUAAACGGCAUCGGUCCUGUGUACUUGAAGGAGCGUCUCCACCCCCAUCAUUCAGCCCGGACACUGAGGUCCAGCGCCGAGGGCCUUCUGGCAGUUCCCUCACUGCAAGAAUUGAGGUUACAGGGAACCAGGCAGAGGGCCUUCUCGGUAGUGGCACCCGCCCUGUGGAAUGCCCUCCCAACAGAUGUCAAGGAAACAACUAUCUUACUUUUAAAAGACAUUUGAAGGCAGCCCUGUUUAGGGAAUUUUUUAAUGUUUGAAGUUUUAUUUUGUUUAAUAUUUUGUUGGGAGCUGCCCAGAGUGGCUGGGGAAACCCAGUCAGAUGGGCAGGCUAUAAAUAAUAAAUUAUUAUUAUUAAUUAUUAUUAUUCUAGUUGAUUGGGUGGGGUUAAUUUCAUAGCCUAUGUCGUGCUCCCAUUGUUCUUUGAUUUCUGUGUACGGAACAUAGGAAGCUGCCAAAACCUGAGUCAGCCCAUUGGUCCACCUCUUCCCCACUGUCUGCACUCACUGGGGGCUAAUCCACACUUACCUUUCCUCUACUCUUUCCAGGCACACUCCAUGCUUUAAAGAUCGUCCUUUCCCCAUGAAAGCUGUUCUUUAAAUUUCAAUCAGAGCAAACAGCAAUCCACAGAAAACCCAAAUUGAUGUUUGCUUUGAUUAAUGCUAAAGAGUGGGUUUUUGUUGCGUAAAAAAAUAAAUAAAUUGCUGUGGCCUGGGAAGAGUGUGGCAAGAGGCAGGUGUGGAUAAGCCCUGGAAGUGGCUCAGCCCUUCCUGGAGAUGCCAGGCAUUGAAUCUGGAACCCUCUACCUGCAAUUCAGAUGCUUGUUUUUGAUCAGGGAAGUGGCCUUGGCAGUUGGGUUGAACUCGCUCCCAUGUUGCAGCAAUGCCCUCCCCUGAGGCUUGCAGAUCAAGACUUGUUAAUGUCAAAGAAUAAAAAUCUAACAAGGUCGAUCUCCCCUGCCUGCUAAUUCUCAUUAGUAAAGAAACCAAUGUGCUCUUGCACCACAUCCAUUAAUUCGGGGGGGGGGGGGUAGUGUUGCAAAAGAACUUCCACAGAGAUUUUAGCUCCUGUGCCCAAUCAACCCAGUUCUCAUUCUGCUUCUUUCAAUGCAGAAGUUUGGAACCUCAGGUUUGUGGGCCUAUUUUCCUGGCCCUUGGAAGUCUCCUCAGGCCACACCAUUUACUGCUCCCACUUUGCAUUACUUGCUGGACUGGAAUGUGUCUUUAAACUCUGGUGUUGUUUCUUGAUUGUCUGGAUGAAGGACAGAGAGGGGUUUUUCCCCACUGAUGUAACAAAGCUGCAGAAGCUUCUGGGGGGCUGGAUCAGGAGGGCAGGCAAAAAACUAGUUCCCCUGGCAAAUACCAGUUGUUGCCCAACCCACAAUUGCCUGUUGAUGCUUAACCUGCACUGUUGUAGCCAGUUGCUCCCUGAAAAUGGCUCUCCUUCUGCAUUAGUGAGGCUGGGAACCCCAUUCACAAAAACUUGCCAUCCUAUCCAUGCUUAGCUCAGGAUUCCAGCCUUUGCUGAGCACAAAGUUCUGCGCAGCCGAGAUUGGCCUUUCCUUUCCUCCUCCCUCUGGCUUUCUCUGUGUGUCACCCAGGAGAAGGUGCCUGCCACGCUGUGUAGAAUGAUCCAAUUAAGCUAUAUCUUGGCCCUCUUCAUUCUUUCGCCCUCCGGCACAACGGGCACAAGGAGACCAUGCCAAUGAAUUAAUUAAAUCUCAUCAAAUAACAAUUAACACUUGAUCUGCAUCUAGAAUGGAAGUGCCUGCCACUGCCUUUCAGCCAACUGCAGGAAGAGGGUGGAGGGAAAGAAGCAGGCCAGGGCUUCCUUUUGUACUUAGAACUCACAAAGUGGAGCAGAGAUAUCAGAUUACUGUCAGCAUGGCCAAAACUCUCCCAGGCAACCCUGCUCAGUAAAUCCUUUGUACUGUACUUGGAAAAGUGCUACAGUAAUGGCGAAAAACAGCAAAGAGUCCCGUGGUACGAGAGACACUGUCAUUUAUACAGGCGUAAGAAACCUUCUUGAGCCCAAGAGCUGUAUUUCCUUCUGGUCAAGCUUUGGCAGCCCACGUCCAGUGACGGGCAGUGCCAGAGGCAAAAGCGGGCAGAGCAACAAAUGGGCAUGUUGCCUUUGCCCAGUAGGCUCGUUUCUACGCACACCCCUCUCUCUCCUCCACCCAGGCAAGGAAGAGGCAUGAUCAGUUCCAGGACACCUUUCAGCCAAGGCAAGAAAGGAGGGUGUGAAGAAGGACCGGAAAGGGUUGGGGAGAGUAGGAGCGGCCUGAGCAGAGUUCAAAUGUCCAGGAGGGCUGCAUUUGGUCCCCUGGCCUGAGGUUCCCAACCAUCAAUACAUAGAUAUUUAGUUCAAAAAAUUCACCUUCAAAGGUAGCUCCACGUAGAGCGCAUUGCAGUAGUCCAAGUGGGAGAUAACCAGAGCAUGUACCACUCCGGGGAGACAAUGUGCAGGCAGGCAAGGUCUCAGCCAGGAAAGGUCUCAGCCGGCAUACCCAAUGGAGCUGGUAGACAGCUGCCCUGGACACAGACUCAAGAUCAAAUUCUUGCAUAUGUAGAACGGGUAUUAUGUGGGACCUGUGGCAGUUCCAGUUCCACACAUGCAAGCGGCCAAGUGGGUAUAUAUGGGGUGAGGUGAUCUCACAGGUAAAUUGGCCCCAAGUUGUUAAGGGCUUUCUGUACUAAUAGUAACACCUUGAAUGUUGUCCAGUAGCAAAUUGGCAACCAUUGCAGCUCUCUGAGCACAGAUAUUAUAUGCUGACAAGGCCUCACUCGUAUUUGGCAUAAGAUUUUGUGGACCAGAUCUCAUCUCAUCAGAUGUAAACACAGUUGGUGCACGAGGAUGACUCUCUCAGGAGUUUGUGGGAAACUUUGUGGGCCGGAAACAGAGAAGAUUCAGAUUAGGUUCUGCUGUGGAAGGAGAUGUGGCUACAUAUGGCUCCUGUCCCAAAGGCCAGAAGCGCCGUCCAAGUCCUUUGGCAGGAGUAGGCCAGGCCAGUGGGCAGCAGGAGCUCAACCAGGCAUGGUCUUCUCCAAAUAGGUGUUCUUGCAGUCAAGGGCUGGAAGAAGCAGGAGGACACACUGUUGUGGGCCUCUAGAACUAGCUGGAAAAGGGAUUUCUAAGGCUCAUCCCUGCCCUGGUCUGUUAGCGUUAAUUGGCUCUAAAUGAUGUUUUGCUCCUCUUUCCAUUCUCCAGUUCAUCGACAUGCCUGGCAACUUGCCUCCUUCCAUGAAUAUCACUGAGCACCUUGGCCUGAAGAAGAGCCUCAAGAUCACUUCUGCUUAUCAGUGAGUGUACCUGCUGUCAGGCUACCCAGGGGGCAUUUGAGUACACAGGACAUUUGGGGCUCUGUCCUUGCUUCCUACCGAGAUGACUCUAGAGCAAGGCCAAGAGCGUUGUUGAUCCUAAGGAGCUAAAAUUAAGGCUCCUUUGAGCAAUACUAAUCCACCUUCUGUUUUGUGGUUUAGCAGGCAGGAUUUGUUUGUUUGUUUAAGCAUUUUCUGCUUUCCUUCUUGGAAUGUUUGUGCGUUGCUGAGUGGUUCCCUGUAAAUAAGUUUGCCACAUCUCCAGAUGUGAUGUGAUUUGGAGAAUGGUACCCAUGUUUUUGAAAAGCGAUGUGAGCAACAGCUAAGAACACAUUGAGUGGGAUGGAACUAUCAAGCAAGCCAGCAAUAUUGUGGGAUGCUGAAAGGGGAGGGAGGCCAGGUUGACCUGUUUCCACUCCUUAUUUCAGGCAAUGUAAGAAUGGGGCUGGUCUCUGGGAGGUUCUGCAGCUGGAGGACAAUUACACCCUUGACAAAUAUCUCCAAGUUUCCAAGGUAAGAAGGUUCCUCUGCUGAACUUACAUCUCUUCUUCUCCCACUCAGUCACAGAGCCUCCGUGUCAUCACAAAUCUUCAGGUGACUGUAGCAGCUCUCAUUGCUGACAGCUGCUACAAGCACCGUCUUGGCUCCUCUCAUAGCACUACUGUUGUCCCCAUGCCUGUUGGCUCAUCCCGCCUUUUUUUCUUUCUUUCUCCUUCCUCGCUGCUGCUGUACAACAAAUCCAGACACCACUAGAAGGCAAGUGAGUGAAAUAGUGGGUGGUCCCAGUACUCAGGAAUGUCUCCCGUGUGAAAUGGCUGUAAGAUGGAGCCCUAAAAAAACCUUAGUUGCACUCUGCCCUCAAAUUAUGUCACUAAAGUAAAUUGCGCAGAUUUUCCCAGUUGGCAUGCAUUUGUUUCAAGCUGCAUAAUUGCAGUAUUUGGGAAAAUUUGGAUUUUUGUUGUUUGGCGUUAAACAAGCAAACAGGAAACCUCCCCAUGUACUCAUCCCAUAGAACACCAGAGGUGUCAGAUCUGGCUAUGAUGAGUCACGCCUCUGUUUACAUCUCAGUCAGGUUGCAGCAACAGGUUCCUCAUGAGGCUGCCACUGAAGAUCAUUCAGGCAUUUCAGCUGGUUCAGAAAGUGCAGCCAGGAUGUGAACUUGGGCAAGUUAUAGGAAGCGCAUGCCUGCUAAGUAGGGCUGGCCCUACCAUUAGGCAGAGUGACGCAGUUUCCUUUGGUGUCUGUUCCUCUUGAACCCCUGGCCAGUCUCCUCUGUUGAACACCAGGCGUCUGUGUGCCACAAGAGUAAGUCCAGACAUCUCAUUUCCAUGCAGAAUUUUAAAGGAAAAUCCAUUUGAGAUGCAUGCGGAAACACACGGUUGCAGUUAUUUAUCCAAAGUACUUAUGAGGUGGUCCAAAGGCUACAAUGCUGCCUCCAUUUGUAUAAAAUGCUUUCUCCCCUUUUAAACUUUUAAAAGUAGUUAAUCCAGCCACCCACAGCCUGGAGCGCCAGCACACAGGGAUUCUUGCUGCCAUAGACUUAGCACACAAAUGCAGGAAGUGCCCCUGGGAGCAGCUUGAUUGUGUUCCAUCACUCAGGGGGGAUUGUAUAGGAAACAACAGGGCUGCCCCCAUGUUUCUUCUGUACAAUUACUGAGUGCCAUUUUUGCAUAUUAUCUUAUUUUUAUAUGGUUUUAUUGUUUUUUGUUUUUUAUUCAAAAUUAUAACAAGACAUAUUAUCCAAAAACAUAUCAUCCCUGUCCCCCCUCAUUUUUCCUCCCUCCCCCCUCCCACACAGAACCCCCCCCCCGACUUCCCUCAGUUCCAGUCUUUGGUUUCUCUAAGAAUGCUGUUUUCUGCAUGUUACAAAGUUGUAUAGAUCCUCAAACUAUUUAGCUGAUUAUUAUCAAUAAAAAGUUUGUGAAUGUUUAUUCAAAACCUGCCAAGGAGUCCAGUUCGCUUUGUUGCGUCUUCAGAUACUUUGUAAAGAGUUCCCAUUCAUCCUUAAAGUCACAGUUAUCCUUGUAUAGGGUUUUAUUGUUAAGGUUAUUUUGAUUCUUCUUAUUGAUCAUGCAUUGCAUUUUAUUGUUUGUCACCACGGGCAUAAAAAAAUAUCAAAUACAAGGUUUAAAUGUAAUCAGUAAACAAACACUUUGUUUUGUUUGACCAAAAAUGAACUUUGGGACUGCCCCCGCCCCCUCAGAUAAGCCACUUCUUCUUGCAUAGUUUAUUAAUUCUGACCACAAAACCAAAUUUUGGUUUAAUCUAUGCAUAAUCUCUGAACGUAAUUCAAGGUUCACUGAAACUACUCCCAUGAGACUUGGACUCAAAUUAGAUGUUAUGAAGCGUCCUGUGAUUCUUUCCUCCAUUUAAAAAACAACCAAACCCUAACACUCAAAGCAAGCUCAGCAAGGUGCAAGUCUAAGCAAAAUAAGGAGAGGCUGCAUAACCUAUUCCUUUUUAGUCCAAGAUGCUUUCUCAGUUGGAUAAACAUUGGUUGUAUCCAGUGCUAGUUACACUCAGAGUAGACCCAUUGAAAGUAAUAUACAUGGCUAGCUAUGGCCCAUUAAUGUCAACGGGUCUACUCUGAGUAGAAGUUAGCAAGAUGCAGUCCUUGGGGUUCCUGCAUUUUUCUCCUCAUGGGUAAAAAUAGCAGCUUGGGAGGGUCCUUCUGAGCUGGAAAAUGACGGGAGGGAGAGGAGUAAGGAGCCUCUCCCUGCCUAGACUUUCCCCACUCAAACCUUUAGAUUAUCUAAGCCAGGCUUCCUCAACCUCGGCCCUCCAGAUGUUUUGAGACUACAGUUCCCAUCAUCCCUGACCACUGGUCCUGCUAGCUAGGGAUCAUGGGAGUUGUAGGCCAAAAACAUCUGGAGGACCAAGGUUGAAGCCUGAUCUAAGCUGUUUUGGGUUAAGAAAAGAAAAUUGUAGGAGAGCAUAUAGAAUGGAGGGUUGGGAGGCUGGAGCUGGCCAGCAAUAAUCCAGUACAAUUGCAUCUUACAUAAGGGUUAUGUUCCAUGGAUGGGGCAUCUAUGCAAAAACAUUAUACUUGAGCCACCCUCUUGGAACCAUCCCCAUGUGACUAUCCUUAUCUUUCCAGGGCUGUGCACCAAGCAGGUUCUUGCCCCCUUGCGUAUCGGGCUUUGGGGUGCUCUCACAAGAUCUUGUGGGGCUUCUGAGUUCCUGUGAGAGCCUCACAGGCCUACUAAGCAAGGCAGAGAGCUUCAAAGCUCUUUCUAUACCAGGGAAACUCUCCACCGUCCAUGCUUUAAUUUGUGCAAUUUCAACCAGCUGGCCUAUAACCAUGUAAGGUCAAAAUCGCACGAGUAAGUUGCAAUUGUUCUGUACAAAAAAAUGCAGUAUAUAGGAAAUAAAAGAAGUAAGAAAAAUGAAAUUAAAAAUCAUACAGCAUCUAGCACAGCAUGUUAGAAUUUCUGCAACAGGCAGAAGAAAACAUUGAGCGGUCUGCCAAGACCCUCAGCAAUUUUCAAGAGGUCCACGGUGGGGUAGAGUUUGAGAACUUCUAGCCUAGGAUAGUCCCCUCUGCUGCUUGCUGCCCUCACCUGGCCCUUGAAGGGCAUGCUUUGCUCCCUGGGUUACAGGAAGCUGUGGAGAGGUGGCAGGAGACUCAAGCAAGCACUCAUGGGUUGCAGUGGAGCCUACCUUGAUUCUGCUCUUUGGGAUUUUGGAUUCCCUUUUGGAUUUAAGUCAUGGUGCUCACUUACGCCACCUUCUCGCCUUUUGCUCCAGUACACUGCAGAGUUUCAGAAGCGCUUGGACAAUUUCAAUAUCCGCUUUGAAGACAUCGUCCUGUUAAAUGCAGAAGGGAAGAAGGACCUGGAGACUUUCCGAGACAGCAGGAUUGACCGGGUAGACUAUGCAAGCUUCAGAGCAGAGGUGAGAAGGAGUGUAUGGGAAGCAAAAGCCUUAUCUGUCUCUUGUUUCUUCCUUCUUUUAAAAAAAAUAAUAUUUAUUACUUUUCCAAAAAAAAUUAAACACUGAAAAGAAAAAGAAAAACAAAACAAUACAAUACAUUAAACUAACAAAACAAAACAAAAACAAUAAAAUAAAUCAAACAAUUUCAUUAUCCCAUCUUUCAUUCACUUAUUUCCACGACCUCCUCACACCUCCCUUUUUGUAUUCCACUUCUGUUAAUUAUUUCAGCAAUUCCUUUCCAUCUUCCUCUGUUUUCUAUCCUAUAAUUAUCUUAACUCAUUCUAACCUUAUUUUUUCCUUUAAUACUCUAUUAAUCUAUUUAUACUUAAUUCCUUAUAACAUUUCUACUAAAGCCAUGUAACUUCAUUCCAACAUUUUUCUAACAUUCAUUGAUUUUACAAUAUUUCUGUAAAUAAUCUUUAAAUUUUUUCCAAUCUUCUUCCACCGACUCUUCUCCCUGGUCUCGGAUUCUGCCAGUCAUUUCCGCCAAUUCCAUAUAGUCCAUCAACUUCAUCUGCCAUUCUUCCUGGGUGGGUAAAUCUUGUGUCUUCCAAUAUUUUGCGAUGAGUAUCCUUGCUGCUGUUGUUGCAUACAUAAAGAAAGUUCUAUCCUUCUUUGACACCAAUUGGCCGACCAUGCCCAGGAGAAAGGCCUCUGGUUUCUUCAGGAAGGUAUAUUUGAAUACCUUUUUCAUUUCGUUAUAAAUCAUCUCCCAGAAUGUCUUAAUCCUUGGGCAUGUCCACCAAAGGUGAAAGAAUGUGCCUUCAGUCUCGUUACAUUUCUAACAUUUAUUAUCGGGCAAAUGAUAGAUUUUUGCAAGCUUGACUGGUGUCAUGUACCACCUAUAAAUCAUUUUCAUUAAGUUUUCUCUUAAAGCAUUACAUGCCGUAAAUUUCAUACCUGUGGUCCAUAACUGUUCCCAGUCAGCCAUCAUUAUGUUAUGUCCAACAUCUUGUGCCCAUUUAAUCAUAGCUGAUUUCACUGUUUCAUCCUGAGUAUUCCAUUUCAACAGCAAGUUAUACAUUUUUGACAAAUUCUUAAUUUUGGAAUCUAACAAUUCUGUUUCCAAUUUUGAUUUUUCCACCUGGAAACCAACUUUUUUGUCCAAAUUGUAUGCCUCCAUUAUUUGAUAAUAAUGGAGCCAAUCUCGCACUUUAUUUUUCAAUUUUUCAAAGCUCUGCAAUUUUAUUCUGUCUCCAUCUUGAUCCAGAAUUUCCCAAUAUUUCGGCCAUUUGGCCUCCAUAUUGAGUUUUUUCUGUGCCUUCACUUCCAUUGGAGAGAAACAUCUUGGGGUUUUCUUUUCUAACAAAUCUUUAUAUCUUAUCCAAACAUUAAACAGUGCUUUUUUAACAAUAUGAUUUUUGAACGCUUUAUGUGCUUUGACCUUAUCGUACCACAAAUAUGCAUGCCAACCAAAUACAUUAUUGAAACCUUCUAAAUCCAACACGUCAGUGUUUUCAAGAAGCAGCCAUUCUCUCAGCCAGCAAAAAGCUGCUGAUUCAUAAUAAAGUUUGAGGUCUGGCAGGGCAAAUCCACCUCUUUCUUUAGCAUCAGUUAAUAUCUUAAAUUUUAUUCGAGGCUUCUUGCCCUGCCAAACAAAUCUGGAAAUAUCUUUCUGCCACUUCUUGAAACAAUCCAUCUUGUCCAAAAUUUGUAAUGUUUGAAACAAAAACAACAUCCUUGGCAGCACAUUCAUUUUUAUCACAGCAAUUCGGCCUAACAAUGAUAACUUCAAAUUUGACCAUAUUUCUAGAUCCUUUUUCACUUCUAUCCAACAUUUUUCAUAAUUAUCCUUAAAUAGAUUCACAUUUUUGGCAGUCAUGUUAACCCCUAAAUAUUUCACUUUCUUAACCAGUGUUAGUCCUGUCUCUUCCCGAAACUUCUCUCUCUCAUUCACAGUUAAAUUUUUCUCUAAAACCUUAGUUUUCGUCUUAUUCAGCUUAAAACCUGCUACUUGUCCAAAUUCUUGAAUCAGUUCCAAUACUCUUUUUGUACUGGAUUCUGGCUCCUGUAAGGUCAAUACUAAAUCAUCAGCAAAUGCUUUCAGUUUAUACUGUUUAACUCCCACUUGUAUACCUUUAACCUCUUGGUCCUUUCUUAUCAUGUGUCUCUUGUUUCUUCCAUCAGUUGCUGAGAAUAUUAUUUGGGGAUGCUUUGAAUACUUGAAAAUAAUACAAUAGCAAUGCUAAGUAUUACUCUUACUGCUACUCUUUUUUUCCUAGAUGCACAACCCUGUGGUGAGGACAAACAUUCAAGAUUUGGCAGGGGAACUUGAGAGACUUAGCAGGGUUCAGGUAGGUAUCCUCAGCUUCACUGAGGCCUCAUCUGCACUGGACCUUUAAAGCAAUAUUUCAACACUUUAAGCAGUUACGACUUCCCCCCAAGAAUACUGGGAACUGUAGUUUGUUAUGGGUGCAGAAAGAUGAGAAGACUGGAGGGGGGGCCUGGUAAAGAUGGCAGUUUAAGUUUUUUACCUCACUUCCCCAAGCACCCUUGCCCUCUAUCCAAUCUGAACUAUUGGUGUUCCCUGCAGAACGACAGAGCCCUGUUAGAACGACUCACUGAGGAAGCUGGGAAGCUCAAGGAAAUUCAGAAUACGAAGGUCCUCACAAUGGAGGACCUUGUGGUAAGUACAACAUGUCACAGAAGAGAACCCCACCCUGGGCCCCUGCUGAAGACGUCCUCGGUUUUCAGGCUUCAAGCUGAGGAUGUGCUGAACCCCUGAACUGAAUCUUUUUCAGCCUUCCUUGAAAUUCCUCAACAGUUUACUUGAUUACACUCCCGCUGCCACUGCCCCAUGUUUGCUGCAAAUUUAGCUUUAGCAAAUAUUUGUAGCUUCUUCAUUGUUGCUUUUAUCAUUGUCAGCCUAGUACAGGUGAGCACUGGCUAUUUUCAUUGCAUUUAUAUCCCACCUGCUUCUCCAUGGAGCUCAGGGUGGCACGCCUGGUUCUCCUCCACAUUUAAUCCGCACAACACUCUGUGAGGUAGGCUAGGCUGUGAGGCACCGACUGGCCCAAGGUCACCCUGUGAGCUUCAUGGCUGAGUGAGGAUUUGAACCCUGGUCUCCUAGGUUUUAGUCCAACACUCUAACCACUGCACCACACUGGCUAUAGGUCAACAGCAUACACUCCAACAUUUAUCUGAUGCAGAUAGGGACAUCCUAUUCUACAUCAGGAAGCUUCUCCCCUGUUUGAUCUCACUGCACACAUAGAUAUCCUAUACACGUCUACAUUGGUCACCUUGAGCCAACCUACUUCAAAGGAUUGUUGUAAAGAAAAAAUGUGUGAGGGAAGGUAUCAUGUACAACACCUUCAACAGAUAAAGGCAAUGAAUUAAAAUUUUAGCUGUAGGGUGCCUUGAGUCCCUGUCAGGGAAAAGGAAUGCAGUGGUACCUUGGGUUACAUACGCUUCAGGUUACAUGUGCUUCAGGUUACAGACUCCGCUAACCCAGAAAUAAUUACCUCGGGUUAAGAACUUUGCUUCAGGAUGAGAACAGAAAUUGUGCUCCGGUGGCAGCAGGAGGCCCCAUUAGCUAAAGUGGUGCUUCAGGUUAAGAACAGUUUCAGGUUAAGAACAGACCUUCAGAACGAAUUAAGUUCUUAACCCGAGGUACCACUGUAAUAAUAAUGAAAACUGUGAGACUGACCAGGAACAUACCAGAGAGUAAAUCCUCCUGAACCUAGUGGGACGUACUUCUGAGUAAAAAGGAUUGCAGUGUAAGGCUGCACUGCACAGUCUUUACCCACCCAGUCACCUGGGAGUAAGCUCAAUUGAAUACAAUGGGACUUACUUCUGAGUAGACAGUGUAAGGCUCCAUUUACAAUAUAGGAAUAAACAUUCCACACAUAUCCUAAAAAAUGGCUGGCUGCUGAAGCAUUGCAACUGAAGAAUCUAAAGUGGAUUGGGUACAUUUUCCUUCAAAAUUAUAGGAAGGGCUAUGUUUGCCAGUGCCAAAAUUUCCUUCAUUUGGUGCAGGUAUUUUAUUAUGGACAAGAGUCCAUGUUUGCACCUACACACACACAUACACACACAAGCAUGCAGCAAAGGCUCCUCUUUCCAAAAAGGACAGGGAUGGGGAUCCUGAUCUCUCCACCACUUUUAAUUGUUCUCCAAGAUGUGAAGGGGAGGAAAAAGCAAAACCAGGACAUUCUGGGAUCAAAUCAGAAACCAGGAUGGCUUCUGUAAUUCCGGGACCGUCUCUGGAAAAUAGGGACACGUGGAGGGUUUGCAAUAGGCAGGUUAGAGACUUUAAAUGAAAACCUAGGAAUGUGCUGAACUCCCUUGAAACAUUUAUUUAGUCUUAAAAUUCCUCAGAAGUUUUGCCUGAGACAGUUCACGCUUCUCAAAAAAACUUGUUUUGCUUCAUUUGUAAGCCAGUCAUAUCUCUAAGCCACACGAUGUGGCUUUGGCCCACAUGACUUCUAGAUGUGGAAAGUCUCCAAAUUGUAGGCUGCAAAUUUGGUUUUAGGUAAGGUGAAAGUGAGAGUUCUGGGUAGAGGGGAAAGCAACAGAUCAUGAGGGCAAUGGUUCUUCUAUGGGGUACGACUCACCUGUUCAUUUUCUUAUAGGCAAAGCUGAAAGAAAGUGUCGAUUACUUAUCAACGCUGGGACCUGGCUUCCAGGUAUUAUUACGGGUUAUAUAGCUGGAAUGGGGUUCUUUGGGGUGCUAAAACUCAUUCUCCAAGAGAAUUCUCCAGGUCUGCGCUAUUCUAGUAUGUUCCCGGUAGUUUUAAAUCUGUUUAUUUAUAUAAUGCAUAAUAUAUAUUAGCAUGUUUCUGAAACCUCCAGAUAUAUUCUUUUUGAGGUUGUUUGAAGGACCUUGCUUUUCUGUAAAUGUGAGUCAGCUUGCAAAUUUAAACACAAGACUUCCUCUUUUUUCUUUUUAUUUGUCUAUUUGGGAUUCAGAAAUAUUAGAAUAAUCCUAUUAGAACCAACACACCAGAACCUGAAUGAGUUCAGAAAAAAAUUAACAUCAGUACUGUGGGUGACCAGAUUGAAAAAAUGCAACGUAUUGUCUUUUCAACGCUGCACUAUCCGCUUCUGCUGCCUGUAGUUCUUAUUUGUAGAAGAGAAGCCGCAUAGCCUUUGGUCACUUCCAGACUGUCACUAUUUUCGAGGUGGUGGUGUUGGUCUCGGUUGCAUGCCAGCAAGUUCCAGUUGUGCAAUUAUAGCUGAUUGGGCUGUCUUUCCCAAAAGAUGUGUGUGUUUGCCAUAAGGAAAGUGACGGGGGAAUGCACUGGGAAGUGUGAGAUAGCACUUGCUUGAUGAAACAUUACCUAAUCUGCCCACAAACAGAUCAGAAUGGUUGUCUGGAAGUAACCUUUUUCUUGAAAUACACAUUUUAGUAUAGUUUUAAAUGUAAACUGGAAAGAAUAUCCACCCUUAAGUUUCCUCUUCAACAAAUCUUGUGCAGCAAGGAGAAAAACAGUGGAAUUCUCCAGGCAAUUGGUUUAUUGAGCAUUCAUCCAGCUUUGCUUGCACAAAGUUUAUGUGGAGUUUAGCUAUAACAAGCAUUUAUUCUGAUUUAUUUGCAGGAAGGUUAUAUGGCACUUCAAUGAGCAUCCUUCCUGCAUUUUUCUUGAUGUGCUCACAAGUUGUUUGCAAGUCUUUCCGUUUGUUCAUCUCGCACUUUUCAAUGUGUUUCACCGUAGCUUUCUCAAUUGCAAAAUGUUUGUAUUGUUUUAAAGUAGAUUCGCCGAUACUUGGACAACAUGUCAACAUGUCUCUUUAAUUGCACAAACCUAUGUAUUUGGAAUGCGCUUGAAUCUGUCCCACAAAAUGCUGACAUUCGGAAGACAGUCGAUGUGUCCAGAGUGCCUGUGUUCCCUAAGCAGCUGCCUGCCCUGCAAUUUCAGACAGACACAGUCACUUGUGGAGCUGAGACAAAUUUAAUCUGUGAUCCCAUUUCUAAUUAGUUUAUCUACUAAUUAAAUUAAUUAAAACUGGCAACCCUAUUGGGCAAUCUGGAGCAGGUUUACUCAUAAGCAAUACACACUGAGUGCAGUGGGAAUUACUCCCUAGCAAGUGUGUUUAAGAUUGCAGCUCUGGUAAAUUUAUUAAUGGCCAAGGGGUUUGUAAUAUUAUUAUUAUUAUUAUUAUUAUUAUUAUUACCCCACCCAUCUGGCUGGGUGUGGCUUCCAACAAAUUUAAAAUACAGUGGUCUGUUAAACAUUAAAGGCUUCCCUAAACAGGGCUGCCUUCAGAUGUCUUCUAAAAGUCUGGUAGUUGUUGUUUUCUUUGACAUCUGGUGGGAGGGCGUUCCACAGAGAGGGUGCCACUACCGAGAAGGCCCUCUGCCUGGAUCCCUGUAACUUGGCUUCUCGCAGUGAGGGAACCAUCAGAAGGCCCUCGGCGCUGGACCUCAGUGUCCGGGCAGAAUGAUGGGGGUGGAGACGCUCCUUCAGGUAUACUGGACCGAGGCUGUUUAGGGCUUUAAAGGUCAGCACCAACACUUUGAAUUGUGCUCAAAAACAUACCCACCAUCACCUUUAGCAUAAAUUGCUUAUGCUUUUUGUUGGUUCCUAAUUUCCAAAUUUUGUAGACAUUGUAUCUUUUCUUCCUGCUUCUUUUCUUCCUUCUAGUAUCUUCAAUAACCAGCAAACUGGGCUUUGCACGUGUAUUAUCCAUACCAUCGCCACCUUACGUAUUAAAACCCGAUUGAAAGGAACUCUUCAAGUUCUGGGUAUCUUUCUAAGCAGCAUGCAGUCCCUAUUUUACUCUUCAUUAGAAGCCCUUGCUUCUAUUUAAUUCACCACUGAGGGAUUUCAGCAAGCUCAAUCUGUAACUUCAUCUUUCAAGGAUUGUGACUGUAACAGGGUAAUGAAGUGUAAUCUAAAUUCCACCACCAGCAUCUUGCAAAAUUAUGCACCAACUGGAAAGGUUGCUUGGGGGUAUUGAACCAUAAUUACAGAGAUAGGAAACUCCUUUCGAUAAAAGAAAAGGUUCUUCAUUUCCUUCAUGUAUAUGUCAAAUACAAUGUGCAUUUUCUACACAGAAAGACUUUCUUGCUACAAAAUAGUGUGAAGCCCAUGUGUAGACUGUCAUGUGUGCUGGGGUUCUAUUAUGCUUGUUUUUUUGCUGUAUUAGUGUGGGUGGUGAUGGCUUGUGACCGUGAAACACAAACAUGUGCAACCAGCAGGCAUGAUCAUCCACACCUGCCUUUGCCAACCUGGCACCCUUCAGGUGCUUUAGAGGACAUCUGGAGGCACCAGGUUAGCAAAGGAUGCAUUGGAGGGAACCGAGGAAGAAACUGCAAGAGGUUGUCACUUUCAGCAGCUGCCCUGUGCUCCUUGUCACUUCUAGUUUCAGCCUGAUUCAUGGAGGGGAGGCCUGCCAAUGGCUUUGUACAUCAUACAAAGCAAUGUUUCUGAAUACCAGUUGCAGGAAACCAUAGAAGGAGAGAAUGCUCUUGGGCUUGGGUCCUAUUUGCAGGUUUCCCACAGGCAUGUGGGUGGCCACUGUGGAAACAGGAUGCUGGACUAGGUGGGCUAUUGACCUGGUCCAGCAACCUUUUGUGAUGCUCUUAUCAUCUGUCAGCACCCCCCAUAUUGCUAAACUUUCUCCCUGCUUCCCCAACAGGCUCAGAUAAACAAUACCGAGUCUCAGAUUGGCCUUAUUGAGAAGAUGUUUCCCAUACAGACUCGGAAAAUCCUAAGGCAGGUGAGUAGAAGGAGAGGUGAUGGCAUUAUUCAGCAUAUUUUGUGGCUGUAACAGAGGGUGAAAUAUAGGUGUGCACUGGUGUGCAAGAGCAGCAGCGGUGCUAUCAAUUUACCUCCUUUGCUGUUGAAAUGGUACGUCUGUCUUCAGCCAGAGGGCUGCUGCUCCACAUGUCAUUGUUCCAGGAGGCACCAAUGACACGGAGCACAUUCUGCAGCAAGUUAGGUCAAGUGAGCAGGAAACAUGUCGUGCAUCAGGUGCUGCACACGUCUGAAUUGCACCAGCAUAUCCUGCUUGUGAAGCCAUUUAAUUAGCCACUGUGGGGAAGACUACUGGAUUAGAUAGUAGGAGAGAAACUUGAAAUUGAGCUUGCCUAACUGGUGGCUUCAGAAACAAGACACCGACCAAAAUCAGCAUUUUUCUAAAUUUUGUAAUGCAGUUCUCCAGCCAAGUAAUUUCUACAGAAAGGCAUAUACCAGGGUAAAGUGCAUGAACAUGCAUGGUAGCAAAAAUAACAUAAAAAUGUAUUAUAUUACUGAAAGCUGUGUUGCAAAAAUAUGUAUUUUGGGAUAAAUUCACAGUAAAAUGAUUUUUUAACAUUGACCUUUUUUUAAUGGUAAACUGAUGCUACAAGAAUUGAACAUAUGACUGCAAAGGUGAGAAAGUGAAAGCAACUGAAGUUUGUGCCUCCCUACUAGAUGGGAGGAGGCCUGUUAUAUUCAUAGACCCUGCCACAAAAGCUCUCAGUCCAGGACCAGAAACACAAGGAAGGGGAGAAUGGGAGGGAAGCGGCAAAGGUGUUGUUGACAGCAAGGGUGACCACCGUUGAAACCUCCCCCUGAAUUGAAGAAAGGGAAGUGAGACAAGGUGGAAGAGAAUAAUAAAAAUGCAAGGUUGGAAAGCAAGAGGAAAGUUAGGUUUCUAGAAGUUUUCUCAAGGAAGAAAAACAGAAAGUCAGUUGGAUGUUUGUAGGAAAUGUGUGUGCAUUAGAGGCAGAAGAAACCAGGACUGACCAAAGCUAUAUGCUGUGUGUUCUCAAAGCACACAUGGGCUGCAUGAAGCAGCACUUGGAGCUGCCAGGUGCAUGUCAGCUGCCCCACAGAAGCAGCCGAGUGACUUGUCCAAGGCCAUUUAGUGAACGGAUGGCUGAAAGGGGAUUUGAACCUAGGUCUAAUGCGGAUCAUUUGAUGGCUGGAUCUGUGUUAAAACACUUUUUGCAAAUGGGCAACACAUGCAGUCUGCUUCCAAUAAAUGUGAAAUGCAACCUAGCUAACAACAUAUAUUUGCAGCAUAAUUUUUGUGUAGGAGCAAUCUUCAAUUUGGAAGAUAAUGCAUUCAUUGGUGGAGGAACAGGGUGGGGCAUCUCUGAUUACCCUCUUGAGAAGCACUGGUUGGAGUCCUUCAACCUGCACCUCCUUUCUCCUCCAGGAGCUAGAUUGCUUUGUAAGAAAAGAGGUGGGGUACAUCUCGCAGUACCUGAAAUGGCUGAGGAGUGUGGUAAGUAUGAGAUUCUUCUGCACCCAAGUGGUGCCUCAGGAGUGAGAUGGUGCUGAACCAAAGUGGCAGCGACUACUGGACAAACCUUGCCUUGGGGUGGGGUGUUGAUCAGGUGUAUUAGAAGGGCAAGAUGUCUCUUGUGGGAAAUGCAUCACGAGGGCAGAAGAAGGGAAAGUCGUGUAUAAGUGAAAGGGUCAGCUGGAUGAAGCCAGCAUAAUUCAGGAAAGAAAUUGCCUGCAUGGAGGCCUCUGUGACUUAUUGGAGGCUUGCAAAUGCCAGCUGUUCAUUAAUUGAGAUUUUUAAUUAAUUCACCAAGUCUCAAGUUGUAGUUUAGGCAGAAGUAGGUGGGCUGCUUAGCAGUAGAGAGAGGGGUGAGGUGGUAGGGAGAUUAGCGCAGUGCUAACACACCAACAGGAGACCAGAUUGGUUAUGCCAUGUGUUUGCACCACUGCAACCACCCUGCUGCCUCGCCUCUUCCCCUUUGCCUCCUGAUAAGCAACAAGGACCCACCUGCUGGGAAGCUGGUGUUAGUGGAUCUGCUUCACCUGGUAAGCAGUUUCUGAGUUUUGGUGAAAAAAGAGUGUAAGAAAUCUACUCACCUGUAUUCUGUCUCUGGCCACUUCCAUUCCAGGUGACCUGUUUUUAAAGCAGUGAUUACAAUUUGUUUGUGAGUUAUAGGAUGCUUCAACAAGCAAUUGUUAUCCCUCACUAUCCAGUGCAUUAUGCCCUCAUUUUCCUUAGCGCAAAUAUCCAGGUGUGCUUUUUUUUGGGGGGGGGACAGGUUUGUUGUACAAGAAUAACAACUUUAAUAGUGCAAGCUGAAUUUGUCAGUAUGUGACUGAAUCCUGCCCCAAAAUAGUGACAGUCUGGAAGCACCCUGUGAACAAGUUGUGAUAUGCGCAAGCAAUUCUCCUUUUCUGUUCCAGCUAACGGAGGAUGUUGCAUCAUGCAAACCCUUCUCCACUGCUCUAGACAAUGGCCGGGUGAUCUUGUGUGAUCGUAUUGCAGAUCCCUGGGUAAGUGCUCCAGAUAGUUCUUCUACUGUCUAAAAUUUGCUGGCCCUCUUCCUCUUUGCCUUUUGCUUGAUGUGUUUUCUCAGAUCCAGGGUGUGGCUAAUCAGGCCUCCCCGCCUGGCCUAUGAGGUUGUGACAGGGCAGGUAAGGACAGGGCUAAGGACCCUCUGCAGGCAUGCCAGGAUUAGGCCCCCACAUCCUCUGGACUCCCACGCAGGGGCUGCAGCCACUCCUGGCAAAGCCCUAGCCUGACUCACUAUUGCUAUUGUUUUCCAAAGAAGGUGGCAAUGGACAGCCUUCAUCAGGGCAGAUUCCCUGCUUUGAUUGAAUCUGCGCAGAGUGCGCAAACCUGUGGGAACCAGGAAUGUACAUGAGCAGCAUUUGGGAGACUUGCACAAAGCUCGCACAGUGGUCAGACUGUGUCUGGUCUUGAACAUUUGUUAUAGGGAAGGGUGUGUGUAGAAAUUAGCCGAGUUGGAGCAUUAUGGCUGACAGCAGGGAGUCUCUCUCAGCAUCUAACGCCUCUGCUCAGAGACCUGCACUGGUUACGGAUUCAGUGUGCUAGUAUAGAAAGCCCUUAACCACUUGAAAGCAGUUUACCUGCGAGAUUGCCUUUCCCCCACAUGCACCUGCUUCAAUCUGUGGAACUGCCACCAUUUCAGGUUCCAUAUAAUACUCCUUACACAGUUGCAAAAAAUCGAUCUUUCAGUGUGGCAGAGCCCUUUUUUCUUUAGGGACACCUAUCCAGACAUUCUAGGACGCGGGUGGCACUGUCGUCUAAACCACAGAGCCUAGGGCUUGCUGAUCAGUAGGUUGGCGGUUUGAAUCUCCGCGACGGGGUGAGUUCCCGCUGUUUGGUCCCAGCUCCUGCCCACCUAGCAGUUCAAAAGCACAUCCUAGUAGAUAAAUAGGUACCGCUCCGGCAGGAAGGUAAACGGGGUUUCCAUGUUCUGCUUUGGUUCGCCAGAAGCGGCUUAGUCCUGCUGGCCACAUGACCUGGAAGCUGUCUGUGGACAAACGCCGGCUCCCUCGGCCUAUAGAGCGAGAUGAGCACGCAACCCCAGAGUUGUCUGAGACUGGACCUAACGGUCAGGGGUACCUUUACUGUCAGGGAACUGCCAUCAGUGCCGGAGGGAGAGAGAGAGCUCCAGAGGGAUCCCAGAGAGCGUCAUGGGAUUGGGAGAGGCAGCCCAUCUUCUGGGGAAGGGAAUCAGCUCAGCUCCAGUGGAGAAGGGGGGCAGAUGAGGGAAUCUGAGAGGGAGUCACAUGACUCCUUGCCUGGGACCAGUGGGGGGAGGAAGGGUUCUCCGCUGCCUACGCCUUCCUUGCGCAGAAGGCUUCCACGCAGGGAAAGUAGGAAGCGACUGGGCGUGAAAGAACUUCUAUGCUGGAAGAAGUUUAAGAAACGCCCACUGACGGAUUCUGCCACGGGUGACUGGCUGUCCGGACAGAAAAGGUUCACUCAGGCAACCCAGCCAGGUGUGGGCACCGGCUUACGCACGAGCAACCCCUUGAACCAUUACAUUUACCUUUACCUUUAUCCAGACAUUCUGGCAGCAGAAGUAGUGUGUUUUAAUCUGAUUUUAGCUUAUCAUUGACACUGAUUUUUUUUUAACGCUUUAAACAGCUGCUUUCAACAGUUUAUACUGACAAUUUUACUGUUCUAUUUGUUUUGUAAGCCACUUUGAGGUUUCUCUUGACAGCCAAAGGGUAUAUGAAUUUUAUGAAGGAACGAAAUACUGUAUGAAAGUAAACUUUUCAUUUGGCGAUCUGCCAGCCAUGGCGUCCAUGUCUUCCCAGAGGAUGGAGCCCAUCACCAGGGUUUGUCUCUCUGUUCUUCCUCCCCCAGAAUGCCUUCUGGUUCAGCCUGGGCUGCUGCGCCUUCUUCCUCCUCCCCAGCAUCUUCUUCGCCAUCAAGACCACCAAGCACUUUCGUCCCAUCCGGCACCGAUUAGUGUAAGUGGGGUGGGCCUUGGGGGCGGCCUUCACAUUCAAUUCAGUUCAUCUGCUUAUUAGAUAAUUUGCACACCAGCCUUUGCUGUACAACCCCCUGGGUGACCGCCAACAAUGAAACAGCAUGGAGAAGAAAAGAUAAAAGCACAGUAAUAGCAGCCAUAAAACCAUAUUAUCCAGCACGGCUGUAGCUCAGUUAGAUGCUGUGAUGGGCGCAGGGGCAAGGGGCCUGCAGGGUGAAAUUGGGAGCAGGGACCACAAUCCAGCACCCUGUGAAUGACCCAUCAGGUCCAGAGGCCUUAUGGACACCCACAGUGUUUCCUCCCACUCUGUUAAACAGAGAAUAAAAGUCAUUGAUUUAUAAGAGCCACAUAUGUCAGCCUGUUGCCACAUAUCCCAUGGCCUUAUUUAACCUUUUUAAUCAAUACCUGUUUUAUUAGCCUUCAAACCUUUUACAUGACAGGUGUUCUACUGUCCCUUUUAAAGGUCAGUGUUGCCUCUGUAACUCCACUUAGGUGGAGACCGUCAUGCAAGUCAAUGCAGUAUACAGUGGUACCUCGGGUGACAUACGCUUCAGGUUACAUACACUUCAGGUUACAGACUCUGCUAACCCAGAAAUAGUGCUUCAGGUUAAGAACUUUGCUUCAGGAUGAGAACAGAAAUCGUGCUCCAGCGGCGUGGCAGCAGCAGGAGGCCCCAUUAGCUAAAGUGGUGCUUCAUGUUAAGAACAGUUUCAGGUUAAGAACGGACCUCCGGAAUGAAUUAAGUACUUAACCCGAGGUACCACUGUAAAUUAUCUUCUCAUGAGGCUGUUUCCAGGCUAGUCUUUGGAGACCCUUGUGAGUAUUUUCUUCUUGAGGAAAUGAGCAGGUGGCAAAUUUGAAAUGUCACUUUUUCUCUCAUGUUAUAUAACCUGUCAUUGCCCUUCAUAAUCUAUUGUAUUGAGGCUGUGGUUUGCAAUUUGGGAGUAAUUCUUAGUUGGCCAUAAUAAACAUCCUACCUUCCCCAAAACAAGCUAAUGAGGUGAAAUAGCUUCACAAAUUUGUAUUGUCACUUCUCCCCAAACCUCUCAUUUGUGUUUUUCCCCCAUGUUGUGUCUAGCUCUACUGGAUCAGAGGAAACUUACCCCUUCCAUAUCCCACGCGUCACAUCUCUGCGACUGUAAGCAACUCCAUGUGUUCGGAUAUCCAGGUGAGAGAGAUGUGCAUUCUCUGGGGAUCUGUGACCCCUGGGCUGCUCAUGCGCACGUCCUUCCCUCUUUCUGCCACAGAAUCAUCAAGUGCAAAGUUGCCACAAUAGCUCAGAGAACAAAACUUCUGGGCACCUUUGCUAGUGUGAGAAUCUCAGAGCCACCAAGUGCUCUUUGACAACAUUCAGCUUUCCCAGGUUAAGCUCUUAAAAUUACAAAAAUGGCACCAAGGUAAUAAUUACUGCUUAAAUACUUUCCUUGCUCCUUUCUAGGCAUUUGGAAGUGCCUCAGAUUCCUGUAGAUAAAACUAAAAUACUGUGCUCACUGAAUCUCUGAAUGGCAAGAGACUCUACCAGGUGUUCCUGAGGUUUAUUUUCCUUGGAAUGAGGGUCAAUGGAGAUUGUGAUGUAUUUAGAAUAUAUUGUUUUAUUUAAACACAUACACAACAUGAGCAUAGGAUGGAGGGGCGCGCAGCAGUAACACCCCAACAGAUCUUGCUUCCCCAUUACGGAUUUAUUGGCAGGAGUCCCUCUCCUGCCUUUUUUGUGACCUCCUGCCUUUUUUGUGACCUAGCUAGGAAUUUCCCUUCUUCCACAAAGACAAGCCUUGGUUUUAGAGAAAGGCAACUGACAUUGGAGCCGCCCCCUGCACCCCCCCCCCCCGCACAUUCAGCCCUCUCAAGUCAAGUCGCUCUGUGUCUCCUUUCAGUUCAGCCAAAACACACAGACACGUCCCCACUUGCCCUCUUGUUCCAGCCAGGUGAGGUGGGAAAAGCCCACCUAUUUAGCUCUAUGGCAGCAAGGCUUACACUAAACUGCUGAUGUGACAGUACCUAGCUGAGUGGCUAAGGUCAUUAACUUUACAUAGGAAUUGGUUUGACCAGUAAGUAGGUUUUUCUACUGGAUUCCAAACCUCACAGGCCAGUAAGGGACCCACUGGUAUCAUCCAAUCCUAUAACAAUCCCUCCAACCCUAUAACAAACUAGUUUUUCUCCCUUCUGUUAAUAGUACAACAGAUGAAAGUGAGGGCGAGGGCCAUUUUGCUGUCUAGGGAACAGAUAAGCACACAGAACCUUUAGGACCAGCUUCUCUCCACCUUAACCUGUUAAAUGGCAGCAGUCAUGUCAACCAUCCUCAAAUAAUCCAGCUGGAGUUUCCGACUGAGAUUCCCGAUGCCUUUCAGAACUCUGCUAAAAUCAAUUAGGCCUGUCUGCCUAUAGAGCCCCUCAUCCAGACCAUUCUCAUGUUUUUCACUUGUAGGAAUCACCAUGGGAAAAUGGCUGGAUCCUUCCAAGGGUGGCCCUCUGCGCUGCGUGGGGUUGAUACUGAGCUCUUCAUGAAGUGACUUCUCUUGGACUGAAAACUUUUUAACCCAUCACUGUUACUCAUCUCAUCACAAAUUGGCUUUCCUCCCAAGUAUCCCUUGCUGGUCCUCCUCACUCAAAGAGAGCGAGUAAAUUUGUAGAUGAUGGCCAGGUGUCCUCUUAAGCCUUUCUCUUUCUGUUGCAACCUGGUAUGAGGCCCGUUUCACCACUUGGCAGGUUACUUUUUAAUAAUAACAUAGAUGAGGCUGAGUAGGGAUGGAGGGUUCUGUAGAUUUCAGUUCUCACAGUUUCUCGUUUUUCAAAUCUUAAAUUCACUUCUCCACAUUUCUGCAUUUUUAAAAAACCCACAUCAUGAGAAUUCAUCAGCAUGUUAGUUGAUCUUCCCCUGAUAAACAUAAUAUUAUAUGCAGUGUGCUAUUUCCCUUAAUAUAUGCUUUUUUGUAAGCACUCUUUCUGGGAGAACUGCAUCACAAAAUUUCAAAUUCGUGAGACUUUUGAGGCACAGCUGUGUUUCAGUUUGCAUAUUAGAUUCAGCUUUGAAUACAUCCUGAAUCAGUUUCCUUCCCCACUUCUAGGGUAGGAGGAAUCCCCCACCUAGCAAGCGGCAAGAACUGUGGUUGUGCUGGCCUGGUGUGUCUGCGGGAGUUGAGGUUGCCAAAAUAAUUCCACAUUGCCAAAAGCAUCCACCUCCUCCCCUGAUCAAAAUCUCAGAUUUCAACUUAAUAAUCUUUAUUUAUAUAAGAAAUGGUGAAAUGUGGGAUGAAGCAGAAAACAGAUAGGCAGCAGAGAGAGAGAGAGAGAGAGAGAGAGAGAGAGAGAGAGAGAGAAAACAAUUUAUUCCCUAACCUAGCUUAGAAUACACAGCAGCUUCCAGGGUCUGAACCUGAGACCUUCUACAUGCAAGGCAGGUGCUCAACCAGCAGCCACUGGGCUGUGUUCCUCCCCUGCGUUCUCCCUCCGUGAUGCUGCCUUCCAUGUAUGCACAAAGGGGUAAUGCAGUGCUUAUUUUUAGCAAAAUUCUCUCCGCAUGCCACACCAGCAAGAAGCAAUUCAGGCACUGCUUUCCCCUGGUGCUAUGCAUGUAGGAGUGUUGCUAAAAAUAGACAUGUUAUUCUGUCCUUUGGAUGUGCAUGCCUCUGUAUGUGCCACGCAGAAAGAAAAUGGCCCGCUCCCACGUAUGCAUGAAGCUCCUGCCAUCUGAGCCCUUUGGGGACAGCAAUCCGCCGGUCUUGUGUAUAAUAAUGGCUGCAAUUUGCCCCAGUCGGUUUGGGAACAUUGGCCUAUUAAUAAAUAAGGCACUUUGGAAAGAUGUGGCUAUCAAAA